Molecule: messenger RNA, 49318 nt
Organism: Podarcis lilfordi (Lilford's wall lizard)
Lineage: Eukaryota; Metazoa; Chordata; Lepidosauria; Squamata; Lacertidae
Source: the annotation of a GenBank genome assembly
CGCCUGAUGUCACAAUGAGGCGCAGGCCGCGGCCUCCCUCCCGCCCCUUGAUGGCGCCGGCUUCCGUUCGGUUGCCAAGGAGAAGGAUACACACCGCGGCCCAAACUGAAAAGGCCCCGGGGGAAGACGGGGAAGCGCGGAGCCCGAGGGGCAGGUGGAGCUGCAGGACCCGCUCGGGUUUCUGAGUGGAGAGGCGAAGCGGAGGAACAAGACCCCCUCAAGGCCGCAGGGGGAACCAGGGGGCGAGACACCACCCCACGGGGACGCUGCCGAGGCUCUCGGAAGUGGGUGACCAGCAGGAGCCAUGAGUCAGAGGCAGGUCUUGCAAGGUACCGGUAUUUCUAUGGCUGGGUUUUGUGUACUGGGGGUUUCUGGGCUUUACAGUUUCUUGAAAAGAAAAGGAAAGGGGGGGGGGGAGCGCGCCCACGCAACAGAACCUUCCAUUUACCUGCGAGUAAACCUCAUUGAAUUAAAUGAGACUUUCUGAGUAGUUCUGGUAAUGUGUACACAGGACAAUACAGUAAUCCUCCUAGGAGUAUUUGCUACAGAACUCACUGGAGUUUACUUGUCAUGAAUUGUCUGUUUUUAUAUUUUAUUCUGUUAUGUACUGCUGUAAUUUGGUUUCUAACCCCCUUCCCCCAUUAAUUCCUAAGCCGCAUUGAGUCAUAAAGUCAACCUAUAAAAGUUUAUGGAAAUAAACUUUAUGCAUGAGAAUAAGUUUUGUUGAAUUCAGUGGGGCUAACUCACAGGUAAGUAAAGGUAAAGGUAAAGGGACCCCUGACCAUUAGGUCCAAUCGCGGACGACUCUGGGGUUGCGGCGCUCAUCUCGCUUUAGUGGCCGAGGGAGCCGACGUUUGUCCGCAGACAGCUUUUUCCGGGUUAUGUUGCCAGCAUGACUAAGCCGCUUCUGGGGAACCAGAGCAGCACACGGAAAUGCCGUUUACCAGUAGGGUUUGGAAUACAGCCUUUGCUUCUUGCUCAGGACAGCUUGUGUCAUCAUCUUUUAUUUGAUCUAUAGACUCUACAAGGUGUCACAAUACAUUUCCUGCUUAUCUGGGCCUGUAUCUAAUGUGUGAAGGCUUGCCCUCAUUGAAAUGCACUUAUUCUGCCUUCUUUGCAGUCUUUGAGCAGUAUCAAAGAGCCCGAACGCAGUUUGUUCAGACUGUUGCAGAACUUGCUACUAGGCCGCAAAAUAUCGAGACUCUUCAGAAUGCAGGUAAACAAACAAACACAACAAAAAGCAGUUCUUCAGAAUUAAAAAAAUGCAUAAACCCUUUUGUUUAUCUUACCAUAGAACUGAGAGCAGUCUGAUACUUUGAAGUCCCCUUCCUUAUUAGAUAGCUUAAAGAUGGUCCAAUAAAAUGAGCAGGUAAGACAUAUGUCUAUCCAUUAAAGUCAGCUGAAAUAUUAGCUUCAUAUAGCCACACAUUGCACCAAGGGAACUCCCCACAUGUGUGACUAUUUACAAGCUGUUUGCAGGCUAUUUCAAGUAAUGAAAGACAGAGCAGGGGUGGGGACUGCAAUUCACCACUCAGUGCCAAGUCUUUCUAUUCUAGGCAUUGCUGUUAGAAGAGGAGGAUAUAAAACAGGUAUUAAUUGUACAGUACUUAACAAUUGCCUUCUCAGGGUGCUACUUGAAACAACAGAGUAAAUAAACUGUUUUCAGAAUUCACAAUGCUGCUUUUCUAAAAUACGAUUUUUCCCAGACAAGCAAAUCUUAUAUCCAGAGAAGACGACAUCACUAUGACACAAAAAGAAGUUUUAUGUUGGUUUUUAAUUUAAUUUUAUUAUCUUUAAAACAUAUAUAUAGUCCAAAACUUGGUGGCCAAAGUUUACAUACAUACACACAUAUAUAAUGUUAUUUGUAUGUUGUCUUUCCAUAGUUCAAAUCAUGCUCUAGGUGAAACAUAAAAAAGCAUGCAUAAUUACAGUAAAACAAAAGUAGCCAUAAACAAUAAGUAAAACAUUAAAAAAAUUCACAAUCAAAUUGCACAAUUUCAACAUAAAUAAUAAAAAAUCUAAAAUAAGGAUGCAGUUUUAAAAAUAUCAAUAGCAGCAACGGCUUCCUCAUACCUCCUAAACAAUACCCCAGCCCAAGAGUGUGUUCAGCAGCCUCAGCUUUCGUAGCAGGAGUCACUUACUGCCCUCCCUCCCAGGCCAGAUUACAGAAAUGUUACUUACUUGGAGAGUGAUCUAUUUAAAUUUUAAUAUUUUUAGUUUUAGACUGCAAGUCUAAUCACAGUUACUAGAGACAAAGCACCAUGGAAUGUAAUAGGACUUACUUCCAAGUAAAUAUGCAUAGGAUUGUUUUGCUAGGCUACAGUCCCAUGUCCCAGAACAUAGUGGGGGCCGGGCUACUUCUGAAAAAAAACAAACAACCACAUUCAUACGAUGGUGAUGCUAAAACAAUCCUAAGAACUUCACCAAAUAUAAAAAUGCACAUUCUUCUAAUUUAGCCGAUCUGUAGUUUAUAAAUAGUGACAUGAUUUGUACUUGCGGCCUUGUGUGUGUGUGAAAUCCCACGUGCUUGAUUUCUUCCAUAUUGACUAUUCAUGGCAUAGUGCUCACAAACAGCAGCUGAUAUUUAUACCUGUAACUAGACUGUGCUUUGUCAGACUGCAGAUGGAGUAGGUACUGACAUGAUUGAAUACUCCUCAAUACAAAAUAAUAAUAAAAAUCCCUGCAUAUAGAAGAUGUCUUACAAGAGUGAUGUAAGAGCUCUUGGACCCAUUCAUGUUCAUUAUAUAUUUGUCAAUAUUCAACUUAUAUCUGAUUUUCAUAAAUUAAAUCAGUUGAAGCCACUAAUUCCUGAAAUCCUUUCAUCUGUUGUCUGCCAUAAGUCAACCAUGCAAAUUUUGUGAGUUUAUGCAUUUUUGCAACCUUUCAGGAUUUCCCCAACCAAUCCUUCUCCUCUUCUCCUACUAUCAACAUUUACACUGUUGUUAGUAAAUUCCUAACCUAGUUCUUUUUCCCCAGCAUCAGUAAGCUUACAAAAAAUCUUAAGCUGGUAAUAUGUCUCUUCAAUUUUGUAAGAUAUAUCUUUUCAAAUUGAGCUUUUAUCACGAAGUGCCCUGGGAAAAGGAAGAAGAAAGAAACACAUUUUCAUAUCAAUGGGCUUUGUGUUAAAAUUAUAGCAUGUUAAGGUAUGUUCUUAAGAUGGGCUUUGAAGGUGACACACACCAAAAAAAGAGCUGUCGCCUUUAUAACUUAGUGUAAGAACCUAUCUUAAAAUGCUGUAAUUUUGUGCAUUAUACUCUUGUGGAUAAGAGGUAUCAGAACAAGGCUGUAAUGUAUGUAACCUUCAUUGAGGAGUUUUUUUAAAUAAAAAAAACAUAAUGAAGGUGUUUGCUUCAAUAACAGCAAAUCAUGGUUUAAGGGUGCAAUAUCCAGUGUAGAAAUACAAUGAAAUUUUUUUAAACUUGAAAAAACUGUUUCUCUAAAAAGAACCCUUGUUCCAGCCCUGAAAAUAGCGCUCACCAUCACUGAAAUCCUUCUAAUUUCAGAUUACAAGUUUUAAUUGUUAAUGAGAAAUAAUUACGGUAAUAUUUAUAUUUAAGCCCCAUACUUGUACAUCUCAGGCUAUCUCACUUGUGUGAGAUUUUUCAAUUUUUUAAAAAAAAUUAAUCUGUAAGUGUGUUUUAAAUAACGAUUGCAAGAGAGGAAACUCUUUUAAGAAUUGCAGCCAGUGAGGUAUGAAAAUACAAGCUGGUUCUUAAAUGCUGAAGGAAAAAGAGGGAUAUAAAUAAAUAUUGUGUUUAACAAUAUGGUUGCUAUGGCUGAUGAAAAAUGUAUAGUUCAAAAACUGGUGAUGUAUCUUAAAUCAUAUGUUCAUCGUUAAAAAGUAUCCUUUUCACUUUUUCAGUUAUAUUUCUCAUACUUCUUGCAGCACCUCUGAGUAUGUUGGCAUCUCCUCAUGUUGGAAGGGACCUGUAUGUUGAAACAAUGCAAAGAAUUUUGAUGACUCAGCCUGCGCAUUUACCACCCACCAUGCUGAAUGCAGCUCACAUGCCCUGACACAGUGGUCUACCUGGAGCUCAGUAAACCUUUUUGUUGCUGUAGUCUUAAUCUUCAAAAGCAGAGGGGAUUAUCACUACACUACGUAGCUAGUGAAGUUUUCCAUAUGCCACAAAUUGUGCAGGUCUGAUUUACAAAUAUGUAGUGUAGAAGGAGAUACAGUAUAUCCUUUCAAGACAAGGACAACCCCUUUAAGUAAGGACGUUUGACAAACUGCAACUAACCAAACUGGGAAAUCCAGUUUUUACUCAGUACAGUUGCACCUUGGAAGUCGAAUGCCUUGUGAGUCAAGCCUUUUGUCUCCCGAAUGCCGCAAACCUGGAAGUGAGUGUUCUGGUUUGCGAACGUUCUUUGGAACCCGAACGUCUGAUGUGGGUUCCGCAGCUUCUGAUUGGCUGCAGGAGCUUCCUGCGGCCAAUCGGAAGCAGUUCCUUGGUUUCCGAACGUUUUGGAAGUCGAACGGACUUUCAGAACAGAUUCCGUUUGACUUCUGAGGUACGAAUGUAGUAAUCAGGUGAAGCAGCACAUUUUAGUGUCAUUUUUUCAGUCUUUCUCAGAAUAUAAGGCCCAUGCAUGGAAUGGUGAACUAUGUCAGUAUUUCUACCAGUGUGUUCAAGGAAUACAGAUUCUCCCCCCGCCCCCGCUGGUUUUGGGUGCUUAACACUCAUCACACUCCCAUGCAUAGCUCUUUCCAGUGCUUGUUAGUCUCUUUCUUCAUCACUAAAUUAACCUCAAAGAAAUGACAAGCAUAAGAACAUAUUUUUCCACUGUGAUUAUUCUUGACUAAAUAUUUGUUGUUGUUAAAAGUAGGAUUUUCUUGUCCAAAUCUUCUGACUGUAAUGAAUUGGUACAGUGGUCAUAUUUUGACUAGAAACUCUUACGGCAGAAAAUGAGCGUAGUUAAUUAUUUCCAUAAAGGAAUAUGAAAUUCAGUCUGAGAAACACUUGUCUAGCCUACAACAGAGAAAUCUGUUAUGCUGCCUCUAAAUAAAAACCAAGGCUGGAAUGAAGCUAUUUAUAUGGCACUGAAAGGGAAAAGAAUUGUGAUUAUCUCCUUCUGCUAUCAGCUUAUCUAUCACUAAGAGCUUUCCCUUCAUACAUACAACCAGCAUAAGAGAAUUGAGCUCCGGAGCAACUCCCUCUUCCCAGGGUUGGCCCAAUAUAUUUUGCUGCCUGAGGCAGGGGAGAUGCACCUUCACCCUCAUUUCCACCCACAACUCCAUAUACAGAAGGCAGGCAAAUUGGCAAUUGAAUCUUAAUGAAAUGCUAGUGAUGGGAGGGUGUCUUCAGUUGCACCUGAGGGCAGCAGCGGGUGCAGGGUAGGCCACGUGGCACAUAAAACAACUGCCAACGCCUUGCUGCUUCUACCUAUGGUUGCCUCCUCGCCUAGCCUAGUGGAAGGCACGCCCCUGAUUCUGCUGGUUGUGCAGAUUGGCUGGCCUUCUGACUGUCAUGAAGUCAUUUCCUGUUCUGUCGCCUGGAGCAGUAUAUAAGCUAAAACACACACCCUAAAGUGGCUAUAUCAAAGUGCCAGGUAAGCAUUAAAUCAGAUAAGCAUACCAGGCAUUGGGAGAGGGAGGGGAGCCUGAGCACAGCAUGGGGGUCAUCCAUGAUUAAUUUGUAAUCAGAGCUUACCCCACAACAGAAGAAAUCUGUGCUGUCUUACUGAUCCACACCUGAAGUGCGUGGUUGCAUAAGACCCAGUUCUAAUCUAAUAUACUGGUUUUUCAGUAGAAUUCGGUUUAACAUUAACAAGACAGAGUGCCAUGCUCCUCUUCAGCUUUUCAGCCUGCCAGCCAUGCUCUCCUCAACAAGCAUUCCAUUCCCCUCUUCACCCAGUUUUCUGUUCCCCACUGGGCACUGAACAUGUUCAGUCCUGAUUGAACCGAUUUUUGGGGCGGCUUCUUCUUCUUCUUCUUCUUCUUCUUCUUCUUCUUCUUCUUCAUUCUACAAACCCUAGAUGUUUCCCCAAGUCUGCUGAUACAUCCCUCUUACGUGUGGAUUUUGUUGCUUUAGCUACAGGAGGAAUAAAACUUCAUCACCAUGUUCAUCAUUUUAUUUGUAUGCUGCCUUUCCAUAGUUAAAACCAUUCUCAAGAUGGCUUACAAGAUGACAAGAUUUACAUAAUUACAAACGUAACAAAAGCCACAAACAAAAAAGAAACCACAUCAAAAAGUACACAAUCAAAUUGAAAUCAUUUCCACAUAACUCCUAAUAAUAUCUAAAAAUGAAUAUGUAUAAGUUAACAACGACAACCCCCAACAAAACAGCCUAAACAAUACCACAAGAAUAGUCUAGCAGCUUUUGUAGCUGGAGUCAGUCAGUCAGGCCAGAAAAGCAGGGAGCAGAUCUUCCAGGGCUCACAGCCAAGAUGGUCUCUGACCUCUUCAACAGCCUCAGCUUUGACGAAGCCCUUGGAAUUUCAUUAUCAGAGGGAACAAGUAGGGCCACACAACAAAAUGUUGUAUUGUGUCCCUGGUGUGUGUGUGACCUGAUCCUGUGGCUAAGGGGAUUGAAAACAAGCAAAAAUUAAUAUCAAGAAAGAGUCUGUGCUCCAACUUGGGUCUUACCCCAUCUGCAAAUAAAAAAAGAAGUUUUUGAACAUUUUAAAAGUGUAACCAGUCUGCAUCCAUUCAGUACAGCUUAAGGUUGUGGCAUGCAGUUGAGUGCUUGAUUUGGCCUAGAGGGAGGGCAAUGUAAGUAGAAUGACCUUUGCUGCAACCUGAGAGAUAUGUGAGACUCUUGAUGGGAAGUGCAAGCCAGCCUUAGCCUCAUUUCUGCCUUGCAGUGUUCACAGUGACAUUGCUGGGCUGCUGUAAGCUACUUUCAGUGCAGCCCUGCACUGAAAGUGAUAGGAGUAAAGCAGUGAGUUAUACUGGAGAGUUGUUGUUUACUACUGCCCAGCCUGCAAUGCGGGGAACAAAAUAAAGGGUUGUUACACUCUCUCAGCUUCAGUUCAACUCCCCAUGAGCCGUAGGGUAUCUAAAUCACUGGACAACACUGCAGGGUUCUUGUGAACCAGUCAGAGCCUAGUAUGCAGUGUGAACUACACAUGUCUGUCAUAAGCCAUUUUGGAAAAUGGACUAUUAAUUGCAUUUGCUUGGCAUUUGUAGGGUUGUUCUUUUAAUAUUCUGUACUAAAUAAGAACUGAGUUAGAAAGAGUGGGAAGUCUUUUCUUUGCUGCUGCUGUGUGUGUGGCGUGGACACACUGGUGCCCAAUCGUAGCUAUAUUAAAAUAUUGAAUUUCUCCAUCAAUUACCAUAGGCAGCUCUCAUUUCCAUCCCUGAGGACAUGUAAAAAUAGCUUCUCAGCGUGAGCCAGAAAAUGACAUAUCCAGACAAUGAGAUUGGUCUGUCUAAGCUUUUUUAUAUCUGUUUGUCUCUUCCUCCCUUUUUAGCUCUUCUUUCUUAGCAUUUGGUUUCUGUUUCCUCCCCAGCAAUCAGUACACAUUUUGUCCCCACUGAGUGUGUAUAGUCCCUCACUGGGUUGUUUCGGGAUUCCCCUCCCUUAGGUUUUCCCCCCAUACUUUUUUUUUUUUUUUGGUGCUUCUGAAAACCUUGGGGUUUUCCUGAGUCUGCUGGUUCUUCCCUCUCUUGGGCUUGUCACUGUUGUUUCGGUUUCAAAAGUGCAGACGCUCUCUGAAAUUGGAAGUAGGAUAUAAAAUGGUGUUCUGAUGUGCUUAUUAUCAAUAAAGGAAUUCCAGCAUAAGAGUACAACCAAUCAUUUGGUGUAGGGGCUGGAACAUGACUAUCCCCAGUGAGGAAGAGACCAGCAUAUUUAUUCAGAGUGCAACUGUUUUUAGAAAAGAUAUAGGCACAUAUUUUAAAUUUGACCUUUUAAUUUUUCUGUGACGUUGUUGUUCACUGUAAUGCUUUUAUUGACCUUGAUCUGCCUACGCCACCAUGGUAAUUUUCAGAAAGGCGGUGUAACAAUACUGAGAGCCAAGUGCGGUGUAGAGGUCAGAGUGUAGGACCUGGGAAACCAGGGUUCAAAUCUUCCCUUAGCCACAAAGCUCACUGGAUGACCUUGGGCCAGUCAGUGUUGCAGCCUAACCAGCCUCAUAGUCUUGUUGUGGGGAUUACCGUAAUUGAGGAGGGGGAAAACCAUGUAGGCCACCUUGAGCUCCUUGGAGAAGUAAUAAUAAAAAAAGUAAACGCAAUAAAUAAAUAUAGGCGGUAUUCAACUAAGUUUUACUCCAAGUAGUCCUGCUGAAAUUAAUAAAUGUGACUAUGUUAGGUCCAUUAAUUUCAGUGGGUCUACUCUGAGUAAAAUUUACUGCCCAUCAGUUUCAAAGCUGCACUGCACAGGCGACUGGAUUCUCUGCUAUGUUUCUUGGGAUACUAAUCUUGGAUCCUGCUGUGGAUUUGUUCUGCUCCUUCAGUAACAGUCGGCAGUUGUGAUAACAGAUAUAUGGUACUAACUGAGUUUAAAAAUAGAAUAGCCCAAGUUGCCUCCAGUUGCCUUUCACAGACAGGUCUCUGCACUUUUACAGUGAAUGCAAACAUAUGCAGAGAUCCUCUCUAUGUGGUUUGGGUUCUAUGUUAUAGAAGGAAGAGGAAGAGGAAGGGGGAAGACUGAUUAUCUUUAUAUUCCUCUAUCAAUCUACUGAUCUAGACUACUUGCCCACCUAUCCCUAGAGGUUUGGGCAGGCAGCUAUACUAAAACGAAGAUUCAAAUCUGUAAAUAAAAUAUAAGUCAACAUGCCACAAUACAACAUGGGAAUUUAAAUAACCCCAAUGUUAAUUUAAGUCUCACCGCCACCCCCCCGCCCAGUGUUCAGGUUUGGUCUUUGCUAAGUUUCCAGGGGAAGAUCCUUAGCUGUGGCUUAAUCCCUAGCACACUGUCAUUUGCGGCAGAACCACAGUGUAUAAAAGUCAGUGCUUGAAUUCUAGGAGGAAAGGAGGAGGCACUUUAGGGAAAUCCAUAUUCCAUCCCCUGUCCCUCCUCUCAAUAUUAGCUAAAUCAUACCCCACCUUCUAAUAAUGGUAGCUGGGAGGGCACCACAAAAUUACUGUCCCCCUGUAAUUUUAAUACCGAUAAAAAGGGUUUGGGGGAUCAAUUUGGACCAUUCCAUUUGCGUAGCGCUGUCAAUACCUGAAUGAAAGGUAGUCUAGUUCCUUUGCUUUGUAGUGGUGAAAAGUCAGCAAGUCAUUUCCCAUCCCAUUGCAGCAGUAAAAGCAGGCAUCCUUGUUGAAUGUCUCACAGCUGGCAACAUGCAGCCUUCAAGGGAAGAGCUCCUCUUGGGGAUAGCAUGCUGUCGUAUGUGGGAGAAUGUGAUGCCUUUAGUUUAGAAGCCCUUUUGCCACCAUAUCCUCCUAUGUAGACUUUUCCUUGUGUUCUCUUGGGAGUGCUACUCUUCAGCCUGAUGAAAGGCUGCAGAUGUUGGAUGCUCAGGUCCCGACAUAUGGAGGUGGCAUGGGGGUGGGGAGAAGCACUUCUUCUGAUGAAAAUGCUGCUAAAAUAUUGGCAAGCAAUUUGCCCAUCAACUUUUUAUUUCUGCCCUGCUGUGAUUUAUGUUCCGGGUCUGUUUCUGCGUUUAAUAUUUUCUUUCAGGCAUUGCCUUUUAAGCAUAUCUAUAUCCUUUUGGCAGUUUCAGAUCUGGAGGUUUGGUCUCAAUAUGCAUCAUUAUAGGCAGCUGGUGGCCAGGCCUUUUAAAAUGGGGGUGGUGAAGUAUCUCUUCUGAGCCAGUCAGCACUGAUUGCAGGCACAUUUCCAGCGGUGUAUCCUUGCUUGCAUUUAAUCUCUCUGAAACUAUCUCUGUACUCUCUUCCCCCAAUCAACCGUAGGGGAGUUUUAGAGCCCCCUGUUUCUUAGAGUCCACAAGUGCCGCUGGGAUUUUAUCCUCAUGAGAAUAUAAGAUUACUCUCAGAAUAUAGAACACCCUUCCGCUUUGCAUGCAGAAGGUGACAGUCAGUGUAGAUAAUACUGAGCAAGAUGGACCAGUGGUCUGAUACAGUACAGUGGUACCUUGGUUCUCGAACGUAAUCCAUUCUGGAAGUCCGUUCCGACUUCCGAAACGUUCAAAAACCAAGGCGCGGCUUCUGAUUGGUUCAGGUGCCCUGGAAACAAUAGACGACAGCCGCAUCGGACGUUUGGCUUCCAAAAAACGUUCGAAAACUGGAACACGUACUUCCAGGUUUUUGGUGUUUGGGAGCCGAAAUGUUCAAGUACCAAGGCGUUCGAGAACCAAGAUUCCGCUGUAUAAGGCAGCUUCCUAUGGAUGGAGAGUUUUGUCUCCCCAGGACUGUCCUAAGACAUUUUGCAGCCUGAGGGAAAGGACUGCACAGGGAUUUUGUUUUUUUUAAAUAAAUAUUUAUUAAAGUUUUCACAACAUCACAAAAGAAAAAAGAAAAAAUACAAGAUAAAAAAUAGUUAAAAACAAUUCCAUCUUUUCAUCACUUAUCUUUCAUUUACUUGUUUCCCGGACCUCCUCAUACCUCCCUUUUUUGUAUUCCAGGUCAAUUUAUUAGUUCAGCAAUUCCUUUCCCUCCUUAUUUUAUCCUGAUCUUUAAUCUUAAUAUAUUAUAGCAUUAAAUUUUUACCUGUUAAGAAUCCAAUUUUUUCAUAUUCUUUUAGACCAUUACAGCUAGAAACCACUUAACUUCAAUCCAACAUCAUUCUAACAUUCAUUAAUUUUGCAGUAUUUCUGUAAAUAGUCUUUAAAUUUCUUCCAAUCUUCUUCCACCGACUCUUCUCCCUGGUCUCGGAUUCUGCCAGUCAUUUCCGCCAAUUCCAUGUAGUCCAUCAUUUUCAUCUGCCAUUCUUCCAGAGUGGGUAGGUCUUGUGUCUUCCAAUACUUUGCAAUAAGUAUUCUUGCUGCUGUUGUAGCAUACAUAAAGAACGUUCUGUCCUUCUUUAACACCGAUUGGCCGACUAUGCCCAGGAGAAAGGCCUCUGGUUUCUUCAAGAAGGUAUAUUUAAAUACCUUUUUUAAUUCAUUAUAAAUCAUCUCCCAGAAAGCCUUAAUCCUUGGGCACGUCCACCAUAGGUGAAAGAAUGUACCUUCAGUUUCCUUACAUUUCCAGGACUGCACAGGGAUUUUGACAGUUGGGAGGGACAACUCACCUGUCAUUCAGCUGACUUCAUGAAUCAACUACAGUGGUACCUCGGGUUACAGACGCUUCAGGUUAUAGACGCUUCAGGUUACAGACUCUGCUAACCCAGAAAUAGUACCUCAGGUUAAGAACUUUGCUUCAGGAUGAGAACAGAAAUUGCGCGGUGGUGGUGCGGCGGCAGACCCCAUUAGCUAAAGUGGUGCUUCAGGUUAAGAACAGUUUCAGGUUAAGAACGGACCUCCAGAACGAAUUAAGUACUUAACCUGAGGUACCACUGUACCCCUCAAAGUUGGCUCACAGGGGUGGGGCUCACAGUUAACAGUCUGUCCCACUGAGCCAAAAAGGUUCCCCACCCCUGCUGUGCCACACCUGAAGACAACAGAUUACCUUAAGGCAUACAAGUCAGGUUGUGUCUGGUGACCACAGCUCUGACCUGUUAUCCUACAAAGGGGUUUAGACACUCCCACACUUUGCAGUUGCUCUCUUCUCCUCCAUCAUGGAAACAUUUCUCCCUACCUCCUGGUUGGUUGGUCUAAAUCCCUCCCGCCCCCUUCUGAAAACCUCAUUCUUCUAUUUCUCCUCUUUGCCUUUCCCUCCAUUAGUUAAGGCCUUACCUAAGCCACAGCAUUGGACAGGGCUGAGAUUUUCCAAAACUUUCUCCUCUUGCCCCAAUCUCCACCUGUACAUCAGUGAUGGCCUGCAGACCCUGAGGAGGGGGUAAAAAAUUGCAAGGAGGCAAUGCCACCUUCUCUCUCUUACAUGCCAGCAAGCCCAGCUCUUAGUUUGGGGUCCAUCAGGUUUCAGGGGUACUGGGCAGGUUUUGGUUUUGCUAUUGUAUUCUCGGAGUGCUUUUUUUUUUUUUGCAUUGGGACAAAUGGCAGAUAUUUUCUGUUGUGGGAAAAGGUGUGCUCAUUCAACAACAUUGUUCACGUGUGUUCUAAAUGAUAAGAACACAUGAGAGUGAGGCUUGGCUAGGGAGGAUUGCUAAGGAUGCAUUUUGGAAGUGGUUGCUGUGUUGCAGGGGAGAGGGGUGUGAGGAUGUAGCUUCUUUCUCCGUUCUUUUGUUUAGGUACUAAUGAUGUUAUUUUAUGGAGCUUAUUGCAUUUUGAAUUGGAUUUCUAUCUGUAAAGAUUUUCUUUUUUAAGAUAGCAUUUUGUUUUCCUUUUAACUAGGCUGCUUUAAAUGUAUAUUGCUUACCUUCCUCUAUCAUGUCUUAUUUUUAUAUUUUGGAAGUGAUUUUAAUAAUAGCAAUAGCAGCUGCAAUAAUAAUAAUAAUAAUAAUAAUAAUAGUAGUAGUAGUAGUAGUAAAAAAGUGAUUAUUUUUGAAAAGCCUUUCUGGAUCAGACUAAGGUCUGCUGAAGAUGCCCAGUAUUUUGCUUUCAUUGGUGGCCUGCCAAAUGCUUACAAAUUGGACAUGAAGGUGGUUGUCAUUUCCUGUUAGUGGUGGUAUUCAGAAAUAUUCUGCUUUUGUAGAUGGAGAUUUCAUUUAGCUAGCUGUUGAUAGGCUCAGCCGCCAGGAGUUUUGUUUAAUCCUUUAAAAAGUCAUUUAAGCCAACGGCCAUCAUCAUAUCUUUGGUGUAUGUGUGUGAAUUCCCUGUGUAGUGUGAAGAAGCAUUUUCUUUUUUCUGCCCUGAAUCUACUGUAAAUUGACUUCAUUGGGUGACUGAGUUCCUGAGUUAUGACAGAGGGAGAAAGAUUUCUCUCUCCAUAUUGUUCAUAACUUCAUAAACUGCUAUCAUGGCACUUGAUUAUGCACAUAAACUCAAGCUUUAGUUCAUAUUUGUUCUUUUCAUUCAAGUGACUUAUUUUCUUCUGCUCAGUAGGGUUUUUUAAAAAAGGAAAAAAGAAAAAGAAAAUCAGAAGUACAUGUCAGAAGCUGUGGCUGAACACUACCACUGAGUAAUUUUGGUAUUCUCUCUGGAUAGUUUCACUUAUCUAUGGAACAUACUGCUUCAAAAAACCUUGCAUCGCGCAGUAGGCAUACACUAAAUCUUUUACACAGGGACUGUGCCAUUGUCUAGCUUUGACGCAGCACAAGUGCUGUGAGGGCUACUGUAAUUAAGUAUAUAAAUAAACAAGAGUCGCUGAGGGUUGCUUAUAAUUGCUAUCCGAAGGGAAUAGAUUAUAGAGGUUGUUCCCCAGUUAAGUUGUUUCUCAUAUACGUAGCACAAUGUGGUGUUAUUCCUUCAGGACAUUCUGAUGGGCUGAUAUGACACAUACUUAAGUUUUGGACCGCACAAUGGAAUUUUUUUAAUGGGUAUUUGCAUUUCCUCUUUGAUGUAAUUGAAACAUAUUAGCAUAUGUUUCUAUACAGAAUUAGACCACCUUUUAAAAAUCAUUUAGAUAUUUGGAACACUGUUAUCACCACAGUGAGAUGAGGUGAGUACUAUUCUAUUUUUAGGUUUCCUAAAUUAACUAGGUCUGCACAACCAAUUAAAUUAUUUUUAUUGAUCAUAUGCCCUUUGACUAAUUAAUUCAUUUAUCAGUUUGAAUUAAACAUAUUUGCACACCACAGACACCAACUGCAGAUCCUUUCUGAGAUAAUGAAGGGAGUUGCAUUUUUUAAAAAAUGCUCAUUAAAUUUUAAGAUAUUAGUUAUUUUAAAUUUUAAAUUUUGUUUUCAAAAUAUUCAGUGUAAUGCUGAGAUCUAGAAGCUUAACAUUAAAAAAAUAAUCAUGAUGUUACAACAGGUCUCACAUGUCCUUGGAACAUCUCCAGAUUGUUCACAGUGACAACCUUUGUUUAUGGCUUAGUGCUCCCUACCUAAGCCCAUUGACAUGUUUUCUGUGAACAAAGUCAUUUUACAUUGGUUUCCUGUAAUUUAUCAUAAACUGCCAAGCAGCUCAUGGCCCAUAGUGGUUGGGUAAACUAGGUUAUUUUAGGGUAGUGGCUGCAAGAUAGCUAAGGUAAAUUGGUGGGCUCAUAUUUAAGACUGUUAACACAGAUGAACUGCCUUUUAAAAUCGCUAAAGGACAAAUUUUCUCACCCUUUUGUUUGUGGGUGGGCAAGAUGGGAAUUUAGAUUUGCAUGUGAAUACAAAUGGAAUGUCAUACUUAUUCCAGAUUAAUUACCACAAUGUACAACGGUGCAGUCUUAUGCAUAUUGAGUACAUGUGUCUUUAGAACACCUGUGCUUUAUUAUUUUCUUAACAUUUUACUGAAUUUUGUUGCUGUAUUUUACAUUAUUUUGCAUAUUUUAUUAUGUAUUGUCCUGGGAAUGUUUUUUUGGGUGGGUGGGAUGGGAAUGCUUAAAACAGAUAAUUUAUUUGAGUAAGUACAGGCUUACUUUACAAAAGACUAGAGCAAAACAAGAAGGCGGAGGUCAAAAAGACCAAAAUUGCUGAUUAAAUUACAUUGUUUUGAAAGGGCAGUACUUUCAUUCUGGGAGCAAUGUGGUUACUGCUUCCUUUUGACUCCAUCCCAUAAUGCUCUGCUGACAUUAGGACGUGAAAUUCACAUGGGACAUUGCUCCUUAUUCCCAGACUAAAAUGUAGUAUUGGCAUGGAAAGUCACCAUGGUGCCAACUCUUCCCACAUGCAAACAUUUCUGUUCCAGUGUUUCUGGUACAGCAUGGGCAGUGACCACAGAGGAAAAGCAAAUAGCUUCCUCUUCUCAUACAAGAACCAGUUGUAAUCCUCUUGAGAUAAUGCAGAUCUCCAUUUUGAGAUCUCCAUUUUUCUAAUCCUCUUCUUUCCCCGCCCCCAAUGAUUUUAAGCUAGUUCUCUCUGCUUCCGAACAUUUUAAAUUUUACACCUGUCAUUCAGAUACAGUGUGUUUGGGGGAGGGUGAGCAUCUUGCUGAUUGACAAUAGAGGUUGUCAUUCAACAACAGAUUCAGACAAGGACUUUCUCAGAGGAUAGAAGUCUACCCACUCAAGCUGAUAUUGCACAAAGCUGUUUGGAAUUCCUACAUGGCAGCUCCCUCUCCAGAGCCAGCUGGUUGUGUUCAGCAGGAGCCAUGGGAAGUGAUGACCUUUCUUGGGUGCACCAAGAAAUUUGCAGCUGUGUGCCAAAGAGUUGAGUUUUGCAUGUCAGCAGCUGCACACCACCAGAUGGCCAUGGGCAGGAAGCAGGCACAGGCAAAUUUCAGACCACUGUGGUGUACCCAGUGGAAACUGGUUUUCGUGAGGUGAUGUGUGGAUUUCUUCAGCUCUUUUCCUAAGGCAAAUGGCGUCAACGACGGGAGGAGACGGCCCCAUUAUUGGGAUUGCAGUAGUUCCAACACUGAAGGUGGCAUUUGCUUUGGAGGAAACUUCCCCUUGGGCGCCCUCCUUUCACUAUGAGUAGUCGAAACCAUAUCUGAGAUUAGGUGACGGGUCUCUGUGUCCCAGAAUGUGACUUUACAGGAAGAGAUUAGAUCUGGCGCAUCUCUUUUUCUAGAAAUGAAUCACUGGCCAGUGAAAAACUACAAACCGACUGUUGUGUAUUUGUGCUGAAGAAAUGUUCUUCAUAUUGACUAAAAAGCUGACUUAAGCGGUUGGAAGUUUUGCUGGAUUUGAAGAAUGUGGUAAAGGUUGAGUUUGUUUGUUUGUUUAUUAUUCAAUUUAUACCCCACACCUCCUCCAGGGAGCUCAGGGUGGCACAUAUUAUUCCCCUUCCCUGUUUUUUCCCUCAUAACAAUUGUGUGACUGGCUCAAAGUCACCUGGUAAGCUUCAUGACUGAGUGAGGAUGUGAAUCCUGGUCUCUGGUCUUAUUACAACAUUCUAACCACUACACUACACAGUGGUCAAUCGGAUGCCUAUGGGAAGCCUGCAAGAACAUCAUCAGAUGGUCUCUUUUGCUUCACCAGCUGCAUUUGUGCAAUAUCAACAAGCCACAUUAGUAGAGUAUUAAUAUCUCAGAAAAUUAGUUUAAUAAUUUAGCAGUAUAAAACUGUAUCAUAGGUUGUAAUUACGGUGUCUUUGCAUUUUUGUUUUUUUCUUCACCAUUAUAUUCAUGCUAACACACACUUUCCCCUAAUAUAUGCAUCCUUGUAAACAUUGUUUGGGGACAUGCAUCACAAAUUCUGAGGAAAUAUGGAUUUCAAAGGAUGAUUCUCAUAUUGUUUUGGUUCUCAUAUUGCUUCAAGAAGGGCAAAUUAGGUAUGUUGGCCUUUAAAUGUGAAUUGAAUUUCUCCCCGAUUCCUAAUGGUGUCGCCCACUUUGGAUGGGUAAAAUGUGUACUCCAGGAAUGGUUCUUAACACAGAGCUUAGGUUUACUUGCAGCAGAUUUCCUUAACGUUAGCAUUCAGUGUGUUUUAUUUUAUUUUAUUUUUCUCUUUUGAAAGUAGCGUUUGAUUCGUUUCUCUAAUUACUGUGUGGACUUUCCCUCCUUUCUCAUAACUCAGGUGUAAUGGCUCUGCUGAGGCCCCUCCUAUUGGACGUGGUUCCAAAUAUUCAACAGACAGCUGCUUUGGCCCUUGGGAGACUUGCCAAUUAUAAUGAUGACCUGGCAGAAGCUGUAGUUAAGGGAGAUAUUCUUCCGCAGCUCGUGUAUUCAUUGGCUGAGCAGAAUGUAAGGAACUAUUAUUUUCUUAAAGGAGCCUUUUCUCACUGCCAUAUGGGGUUAAAAUCUUCUGCCUUAUAUUUAUGUUUAAUAUAUGUGCCUGUUUUAUGUAUAUUUUAUAGAUUGUAUACAUUAUGUUUUUUAAUGGAAAACUAUUCUGUCUUAAUUAGACUCUGUAGAUUCAUGUUUUGUCAUUGCCACAACAUACAUGCUUAGUGCAUUGAUCCCUCUUGAUAGAAGGUGUCCAUAAUUGUAAUUUAAUGACCCUUUUAAAAAAAAGGAAAAGGAAAAGAUUUUAUUCUUACUUCAUUAGCUGAAGUAUAUUACUGGUAAUUUUAUUUCCUGAACUGUUUAAUGAAAUGAUGGCAUGGAGAAGGUUGUUUUGUAAAUGAAAUAAUUGGAAAACACACACCCAGUAAUUAGCUAUUUGUUAACAGUGACUGAGUAAAAUGCACGUAAGAUUAAAUUUUGUAGCAUAAAUGAUACCACAACACAUGAGAGUCUAGAAACCCUUAGCAGUGUAAUAUCAAAUGUAUUUGUGUUUGAGUAGCAAAAUAUUUUUUAAAACUUUUAUAUUUGCUGAUAAAUAGGUUGCAUUAUAUAGUCAAGUAGUUCAAUCAUUUUGAUCUUCUUGAAAUAGUGUACAACAUGCAUGGCAUUUGUGACAUGGUGUAGGUCUUGCACCAGAUUGCUGGGGUACAUGCAUCCUCCGGCUAUUUCUUUUUUUAAAGACCAACUCAAUGAAAUUGACAGAAAAGGGACUUUAAGGACCUGUUACAAUCUUUCCUAACCUUGUACCCUCCAGAUCUUGUACUUCAGCUCACAUUAGCCCCUGUUGGCAUGACCAAUAAUCAGGGAUGAUAAAAGUUGUAGUCUUAGGGUUUCCAGGUUCCAACCUGGUGUUGGAUGCCAUGUCUUUUAAAAUCACCAGCAAAGCAUCAGACAGGGCAGCUACGUCUUGCCUGUACAGUCCUUGGUUUUCUCAUCCUUGAGAGCCAGUGUGGUGUAGUGGUUAAGAGCGGUAGUCUCGUAAUCUGGGGAACCGGGUUCGAUUCCCCGCUCCUCCACAUGCAGCUGCUGGGUGACCUUGGGCCAGUCACACUUCUUUGAAGUCUCUCAGCCCCACUCACCUCACAGAGUGUUUGUUGUGGGGGAGGAAGGGAAAGGAGAAUGUUAGCCGCUUUGAGACUCCUGAAGGGGAGUGAAAUGCGGGAUAUCAAAUCCAAACUCUUCUUCAUCCUCGCCCUUUUGCUGCUUGCAUAGAAUCCUGCUUGUUCCUGCUCUCUUCUCCUUUAAACAAGGACCCUGUUUGGAAUCUAGAAUUCCUUAUAUAAGCUGUGCUUUCUGGCUAUACUUAUUUUCCUAUCAUUGAACUAAUAACUUCCUUUUGGAACCAAGAAUACUCUAGAAUGAAUGAAGUACCGAACAUGGUAUUUCUCUCAUCCCUGCAGUGUUUCAGCUAAAUUUGUGUGCUGCUUUGGUGUUUAUUGUCUGAUCUUACGUUGUCUUCUGUUUUUCUGUAAAAUCUUUUCCCUGCCAAAAAUGCUCAGUUUUGCCCUAAGCUAUAAAAAACAUUCUCCCUAGUGAAUCUUUUCUUCUGCUUGUUACUCAGAUAAAUGGUUCCUUAGGAAGAUAGCUGGUGAGAUUGAAAAUCUCUCUAUGGUAAACAGACACUGAAAAAGGGGUGCACAGACUUUACAUCACUACCAGCUACUUGGGCAUUUCUUCAUGGUUUGGCAUAAAAUGUGGCAGCAGAGUGGCAGCUAUUAAAGUCUCAGCACUGAUGUGAAAUUUGGUUAGUCUUAUUUUUUCUCCAAUGCUAAAAGUUAUCCCUGAGCUGGCUCUGAGUGUGUGAAGCAUGUUGGUGCAGUGACAUCAGCCCCUGGGUCUGUGACGCUUUAUAAUGUGUAUUAUUUCAGAAGUAGUUCAUUUUGAAUAAUAAUAAUGGAUGCAGUCCUUUGGGAGUUUAGCUGUGCAGGCACCAGUGAAAUGAAUGGGAAUUGCAUAGAUAGGCCUCCCUGCAGAUUUUACCAACCAAUAUUAAAAAGCCUUUGAAACACAGCCUCCUGCUUAAAACAUAAUUAUUUGAAAGUAAUAAUAUGCAUGCUCUGAUGCACAUACAAGUACUUGCUAAUAAUAAUGCUGGCACUCUUAAACUGUUGUCCUCUGAGCAACCAUCAACAUUUUGCAAUAUUUUAUAGCCAGUCUUUGUAGUAUUGGUGUAUGACAUGCAGCAACUGCUGACAGGGUUUAUUUUUUCCUGUUUCAAGAUCAAGGUCUAUUCACCCUGACCAUUCUUACGGUAUUUUCUCAUUAUUUUUAAAAGUAGGAGUCUUGUUUAGAUAGUAUCUUUCUCAUAUGCAAGCCUUGCACAAUUCUUUGCAAUAUGUGUGCAUGGACAGCAGCUAGGCAAAUCAUUUCAGGGGUGCUGAUGACCUGCUGAGGCCUAGUUGCACCACAACCUCAAAAUCACACCCUAUCACUUUCCUAUUUCAGCCCUCACAAUCUGUAAAGUGGGUUCAGUCCUUUUAGUCAUUCUCACCUCUUUGUGUAUGCAUCUGUUGAAACAGGCCUGUGCAGAGAGGGGGAUGUAGCUGGGUUCACUUACCCCAGGCCUUGGUGGACUAAGCUGGCCAGGUUCCCCCGCCAGGGAUGGGCUGCUUUUUUGUUUGAGUUCAUAAGUUUAUUCUGCAUAGGCCUGUGUUGAAAUGGUGGAGCUUGUCCACCUUUUACCACACAGAUUUCCAAUACGUACAGUCGUACCUCGGAAGUUGAACAGAAUCUGUUCCAGAAGUCCAUUCGACUUCCGAAACUUUUGGAAACCAAAGUGCAGCUUCUGAUUGGCUGCAGGAAGCUCCUGCAGCCAAUAGGAGGCCACGGAAGCCCCGCCGGACAUUUGGCUUCCAAAAGAACGGUCGAAAACCGGAACACUCACUUCUGGUUUUUGAUCGUUCGGGAGCCAGAACGUUAGACUCCCAAGGUGUUCGGGAGCUGAGGUACAACUGUAUAGCAGGAUGACAGGGGAAGUCAGCUGUGACUUUGCCCUGGUUCAGGCACAAUACAACUGGCCCCAACCAUUUUGUGCGAGAGAAAUGGACCCUCGCCUCUAGAGGCGUUGUGGUUCCCCCACAGUACCCAUCAUUUUAGACAGCUGGUGGAAGGGAGGAGUCAUACCCUCCAAUGUUUUGCAGCGGGAAACUGGAAUGCCCAUCUUCUGGGGCUCACUCACUGCGUGAGUCACAUGACCUGUUCGAGAGCACGACACCCCCAAAAUGUUCAUUUUUGGGCACCAUGCUCUUAUGCAAGAUCACAGCCCCCCAAAACGGGAUGUCCAGUUGAGGGGUCUGGAGGAGCUUGUGUUCACUCUCCCAGCACAUGAAAGAACUGGAGUAUCUGACUCCUGAAUAUCUGUUUUCCUUUAAAAACACCGCCAGUGCUUUACUUCAAACCAGCAGUUUGUUCAUACUUUUACUCCGAGUUAGAGAUGGGUCCUGAGAACGAACAGUCUGUUGGAUAGUCCCUUCAAAGCACAGAUGGGUUGCUGCUUGGGGAAUAUUGCUUGGCUGUAAUAAAGUAUACGGACAUGACUGUGGCUUGUGGGAGGGGAGAGGGAGGUUCUGCUUGGCUUCUACAGGGCAAACCACAAUGUAGCAUGCUGGGGGAAGCAGGGUUGCACUUUUAGCUUAAAGUUUCCUAACCUGCUAGGAUGUUCAAAGACCGGUUUAGUCAUCUGCUGCAUAUCAAAUGUAUCUCUAGAGAUCUUGCAAUAAAGAGCAUGCUGUAAAAUUCCCUACAUAGGAAGCUGCCUUCCCUCAAAUUCAGUAUUGUCUCACCUCCAGGACUGGAGCUUCUCCCAGCCCAGCUGGAGAUUGAAAUGGGACCUUCUGCGUGCAAAGCAGCUACUCUGCCCCUGACCUAUGACCCUUUCCCAAAUAUACUCCCUUUGUAUAUACUGUACCGUAUUCUCACAGUGAAAAAUACACCAGAAAGCCCCUCAUGCCCUGGUGUGAUAGGAACAAAUUGCUCAACUUGUCUAAAAUCGUUUAGUGCAAAGUUUUUCUGUCUUGCAAGACCUUAGAAAAACCCUCAGAUAAUUGCAGUGUAUUCUCCUCUCCCUGAUGCUUCUGCAGCGUUUCUACAAGAAAGCAGCCGCGUUUGUAUUGCGAGCAGUUGGAAAACAUUCUCCCCAGCUAGCCCAGGCGAUAGUUGACUGUGGAGCACUAGACACGCUGGUCAUCUGCUUGGAGGAUUUUGACCCUGGAGUAAAGGAAGCUGCGUCCUGGGCCCUCGGCUAUAUAGCGAGACACAAUGCAGGUAACAGCAUUCCUAACGUUGAGAAUGUUUUUGUGUGUGCUAACAUGGUGACAACUGUCAGAGGGAACACAGAAAGAGCAUGGUCACAGCUUCUUUAUUGCCAAAUAAGCAGGUAACAGGCCAAGCAACAUCCAUUGUAGCUUCAUGGGAUAGCAUGUGUCAGAUGCGAUAUUAGCAGAUAAGAGCUACUGUAGCAUAAUGGAUAUUCAAAUUUUGCCCUAAAAUUAAAUAUGGGGAUAUUAAUGCUGACCCACCUUAUAGAAUUGUUGGCAGGAACACAGAGUUAAUGCAUGCAAAAUUAUUUGAACAUUCAAAAAAGUGCCAUAUAAAUCAGGAGUGAGGGAAGAAUUAAGGGAGGCAGUAAUGAAACCACAAGCACUACUUCCUAAAUCUCCCACUUGUAUCUAGUGAUUGUAGCUCUGUGGGCAGGGCGUAACUACAGUUCCCAGGACUCUUUGGUGAGGAGUCCAGUGCUUUAAAUGUAUGGUGUGAAUCUGUCCAUAAUGUAUGGUGUGGAUCUGCCCAUAACAACUGCUUUGUUAUAGAGUUUCUAGGCCAUAUUUAUUUGUGUAUUUGCAAGAAUAUUUAUAAACUGCCAACCCGCAAAUAAUAUUAGUAGAAUGUACAGCAGAGGUAGAGAAGUGGAUCUGGUUUGUGGUCCAGAUUCUUAUCUUCCCCACUACCAUCCCUCUACAGGACCAAGGGCCUGCCGACUGUCAAUCACCUGACAUUUGAAUGAUGACAGCACCUAUGUGAUUUGGGGGGCUUGCAAAGGCCCAUACCCCAUGCAGGGGCCCAAUACAGAUCCCUGGAGCCCUGGGGAGCUGCUGUUCCUCUUGCUUGUUUUCAUUGCCUGUUCACCUGCCCUCUCCAAGCGUGCAGAGACAAGAGUGAGGAGGUGAAACAGCAACAUCCCCUAUCCUAUGCUUUCCCUCUGGAGUGGUUGUGUGGAUUAGGUUUAGAGGGAGAGGGCAUGUCAAUUGGCAGUGGGGCUGGAAACAAAGAGGAGGUGGGCCUACCCAGAAAGGUGUUCCAAGGAUCGCCCUCCCAAGCCUAGAACUAGCACUUUGUAGAACAAUAUGCUAAUAGCUAGCAAAUAUCCAUGUAUAUAAGACCUGUGCUCCCUGUUUCCUCUCUGCCAGCUUCCUUUUAAGUAUGUUUAGAAACCAGAAACAACCAAGUGAUUAUUUUUUUAAAGCGUAGAAUUAUACUUACAUCCUUGGCCAUAUUUUUCAAAUCUUCCACUAAAUUAUCAGAAUAAUUUGUUUUCCAAAUCACAGAAAGCUUGCAUGACAAUGCUCCUGAAUAAACUGGAGGGAAAAUAAUGGCUUAUGAAAAAGAAAAAAGAGAGCAAGAUUUAUUUAGGAAAAACCAGACAUAUAGGAAAAUAGAGGAAAUGUUGAAUAGAUUUCUAACAUGUACACUAUCCUAGUUUAGACAGUGAAGACUAGAAGACAGGGGAAAAUACUUGUUACAAAGAGUUCGUAAAUUACCAGAGCAUGCUUCUAGAGAGCUAUGCCUCUUCUCCUCUCAUGAAGCAAUUGUAGAUUCAGACACGCAGAGAACCUGUGUCCAUGGAAACAGUAAUACAUAGCAAACAAAAUGGACCACACAGCCGAUCAGGAAAUCCUCUCUCUCAUACGGAUCACAGUCUUUGAUUCUGAAUGACAUCAGACCUUGUGGGGCUGAGCCAAACACAAACCACUUUUCUGAAGUGCUCCAAUUAACAGUGGACAAUCAAUAUGCAGAUGGUUGCAGGUAAGAAUUAGAAAGCGAACUGAAAUCUGAUCAGUACAAACAGUGGUACUGGAAUCCUAGUGGGCAGUAAGGCAUACCUUGGAGUUUAAAGGAAGACCUUUACAAUGGUGUUAAGGGGUUUCCAGAUGCAUCUUGACCAUCUUGGUAUGUACUUCCCAAUCUUCUGAACUACAGUAAUGUUGAUUUUAGCAUGCAAGAUGGAAAUCCAUGAUGGUCACAGUUUUGCUGAUACAAUAAAACCAGGAGAACCUGCAACAAAAUAUUGCAGUGUAUUCCUGGUGCGCCUCCUCAGCCAGCCUGGAACAGUGGUCUCAAUCUUAGCUGUGGGGGAGCAGGGAGAUUUUCAGGAGGGAAACAGGAGAAUAGGAUACUGUACAUUUCCCCCCUUUCCACCAUAUUGAGGUCUUCCCUAUUGUGCCAUAGCAUUGGAGGGAUCAGGUUUUCAGGUUUCACUGCAAGCUCCAGACCUAAGCAUUAUAUAGCAGUGGGUGGAGUUCUAGAGAAAAUUCCUGUAUGUUUCAAGGAGGGGAGAUUUUUAACCUCCCAGCACACAUCAUACUAAGCCUAAUCCACUCCUCCAAGAUUUUUACUAUAAAUUCUUAAGAGCUUGAACAUGCAUGUUUCUUGUCUCCCUCCCUCCACCUCCAGAUUACAUGUUUUUCCUUCACUGACACAUAAACAUUAUGUACACCCUGGAAGCUUGUAGAUCCUAAUCAGACAAUGUUUGUUUUAAAUUUUAACUUACACGUUUAUAUACUUCUACAACGCCAGAGUUUUUUUAAUAUAUAAAAAAUUGCUGGCUUACUCUUGCAUGACCCCAUUUUGUUUUCUGACAGGCAUUUGACCUCCUAAGUUCACUCUUACAGGGAAUGAUACAAUCUGAUUUAUAAUAUAUAUAUAUUUCCCUUGUAUCACCUGACAUAGGUCUUCCAUCUGCUCCCUUUAUUUAAACUUAACAUUCUUUGUUCAGAACCCUUCUGUGCCUUUCCUCUGAACUAGAAUUAAUUCCCAUAGCCUAAUUCUUUUUUUAAAAAAUCCCUCCUCCACCACCACCAUCACCUUCUUCAUCUAGGUUGUGGGUGUUGGAGUGAAAUAGUGUUGUUUCUGGAGUGUGAUAAACAAUGCAAAAUCUAUAUAGUAUUCAUUUUCUGAGAAAGGGAAAAUAAGCUUUUAUACAUAAACAUGCAUGUACCUAAAUUUAUGACAGAACUCUUCAAAUCUGAAAAUGUAAACGAGAAUAUUUUCAAUAUUCUGUUUUAAGAUGAAAUCAUAUUCAUUAUAUUUUAUCUACAACUUGACACACGGGGAAAAGAGGGAAGUCACAAGUCAGACAUCUCUUCAGAUAACCCUGUAGUAUUUAACAGCAACAUACUAAAAGAGCAACAAUUCAAGCAAAGGCCUAUUAAUUAAAUGCACUGGCCUAUUAGCUUAAGAUCCUUUUUAGAUUUUUGUUUAGAUUGUUCAGUUUCGUUGUUGUAUAGGUAUUAUAUUUAAGUUCCAAACCUACUUCUCCUUGUGCAGUGUAAAAUGUAGUUUCUAAGAAGUGGGGGAAAUACUUCAGUAGAAUGUUUUGUUUUAUUUAUGAACUUUCCUUACCAGCAUCCAGUCCAUUGGGAUGAAAUUUCACUGUUAAGUCUUAGGACUAGACUAUGAUAGGUUGUUCAGAAUGUUGCAUUUUUCAGUAAGUUAUGCUAUAAAAGCAAACAGACCAAUAUGCAUCUAUAGCAAUAUUCGGCAAUAGAAAAAUAUUUUGAGUUUUAUGACAAAUGCAAAAUAGUCAAGUAUGUUGUAAAUAAAAUGCAGGCUUCAUAUUGAAAAACCUAUGUAUUUGAUCUUGAGUACGAUCCUGAAUAUAGUGCAGUAGACUUUCGUACUUCAGCCCAUAAGAGCAGUAUCUUUGGUCAACUAAAUUUAACAGCAAAUUAAGAAUACUGUUUUUGUGCCAUUAUAGGUGCAAAAUACAAUACCAUCAGUCAGAUUUUUAAUGAUUGUAGCCAAUGGCUGUUACUAUAUGAAUAAUACAAAACCAAAUAAGAACAUCCAAGAGUAAAUUUAAAAACUUUCAGGACUGCAGAUUAUCAAACCUUUAAAUUAUAAAAUUCACCAAUUUAUUUAGAUUUAGCUGUGUCAAACCCUGUUUCUAAUGUGGGGGACUGGAGCAUUUUGGCUGAAUGGUGCUCUUUAGUAACUAUAUAAUAAUAAAAUAUAUAAAUUAUGCCAUGAGCAAGCACAUCAGUGGAGAAUCCAAGUUUGUGGUUAUAACAUGGUGAUUGGGAAAGUUCCACUGAAGGCUUUGAUUGAUGGACUGUAAAUGCAAAAUCAAAGUUGAAUCCUUGAAUUACAACAGCUAUUUGUUGCCAUGGCAGUGUAAGGCAGGUUAAAUGUUAAAGAUAAGAGAGUAUGUGCAUAACAAGGAGAGGACCUAACAAAACCUUAUUUAAGAACCUAUAAUAGCCCAUUUGAAAUUAAUGGGGUUUGUGUUCAUUUUUCAUCAUCUCCAAAAAUAGCCCUUGUUCUAUUCCAUGCAUUUGCUAUCCCGCAAUUUUCUACUUCAGUACUGAAGCUAAUGACAAAUAUGUGGAGGGAGGGUAAUGAAUUUCUGCUAUAACAGUACGCUGACUAUAUCAGUUAAUUGUGGGUUCUUGGGUUAAGAUGCAAGCAACUGGCCAUGGCAGCUUAAUGCAACUGUCUGUUGCAGUGAUUUAAUGUAGGGAAAGACGGUUAUUGGUAGUUUACUGAUGAGGAAUGCGCUGUUGAAAGAAAGAAAGAGCAUUUUGAUGUCCAAAAUUAGCAAGCCAGAUUUUGCAGUGGAGUCUACUAUUAUAUAUAGAUUUCUUCUUCUUUUUAAAAAUUGAGUGCAUUUAUUUAGGCAUGUUAUUUUUUUGCUUCGUCUACGAAUGGGGAUUAAUGCCAUCUAAAUUAGCUUUGUGGGAGAGGGGGACACGUUUUGGCAUUUUGGCUUUUCUUUAUUGUUAGCUGUGCAGAAACUGCUUGCCUAUUGAUCAGUGCCCCAACAGUCAGGGCUUAAACAGCUGACAUCUGCUUACUCUUUUUAAACACACACACACCACACACACACACACACACACACACGGUAACGAAACCAUUUCAGCCUAAUCUACCUCAAAUGUGUACAUGUAAAUGGAGGUCCAUCUAUUGACCUGUAUUCUUUUCAGCCAAGGAUUGGUCCACAUGGUUUAUGAAACUAGGAGGGCUGAUUUGAAAUGCAGAUGUCAAGGCACUGAAGUACACCCUCCCCUCUCCCCCUCCUGCUGUAUCUGUCAGGGUGAAAAAUGGCUUGCACAAGGGUCAGUCACCCAUACUCGCUUAAUUACUUUCAUUGGACCAACAGAACUGUCACAGGCUGUGGUGGAUGCUGGAGCCAUUCCUCUCUUAGUCCUCUGUAUCCAGGAGCCAGAGAUUGCUUUGAGAAGGAUUGCUGCUUCCGCGCUCAGUGAUGUUUCAAAGCAUUCUCCGGAGUUAGCACAGACGGUUGUGGACGCGGGGGCAAUUGCUCACUUGGCUCAGAUGAUCCUCAACCCCGAUGCCAAACUAAAGGUACUUUUUAAACUAUUUUCCCCUUCUCAUGACAUGGAACCCAUUUUCAGCUGUGAUGGCGUGUUGAGAAAAAAAAUGUAUUAAUCUAAAUGUUGGAUUCUAAAGGACUCUUAUCCCAAAAGACACAUUGCUAACUUGACUACUGGUAACAAAGUAGAGAUCCAGCUGCUUUUAAUGUGACUUCUGUAUAUAUACUGGAAAUAACUGGUGGGAAAGGAGUGAACCCACUCACCUUUAAAUGUUGAGAUUAUUUGGUUUCUAAUCAUCAGUACAUAUUCAGAUAUCUGUGACAAUUAUCUCAAGGGCUAGUCCAAGGUAUAGUGGUAUUUUCUUUACAUUUGAAACCUUCCUAACAUUGAUUCAAUAGGUCUAAUAUAUAGUGUGAAGUGCUGUAAUGGUGUUCUUAAAAUGGUAAUUCUGCAUUCUUAAGCACAUGCAUUUGGUCAUAGUUUCAUUUCUUUUAGUGGUACUUGGUUCCUACUAAAUCAGCUGAGAAACUUGGUACAGGACUGUAGGUUUCUCAUAAUAUAUAUGUUUUCUUUUUUACUGUUUAAUUUCAUAGCUAUUUUCUACAGAAAAUCAUGACACAAUAAAUGGAUAGUUAUUUAAAGGACUUCAACUUCCUUUGUCUUUUUAAUAAUAUGGUAUUUUAUGCCAAUUAACAGCAAAUGGCAUUUUCCACAUGCAUGUUUAAUUAAAAUAGUUUUUUUUAAAAAAAUAUUGUUAUUUCAGAUAUUAAAAUUUAAAUUAUAACAGCUGCUGAAAAAUUGUGGGGUCUGUACUUUGUAACUUAAAAGAAAAAAGCAGUUACUUCAUGUGUAAUGCUUUUAAAUGAGACCAAUAAACUGCAUGACUUCGGUUUUGAAUUUCUUGUAGCAUGAGUGCAUUUUCUUCCACUCUGGUUCCAUAUUUUAUUUACUCAAAACUAGCCCCUCUGAACUUAAUGAGACUUUAUUUAAGUAAAUGUGUUUUUCUUGAUAAUUACGUUUUGUUUGUUUGUUGCUGUUACACUAGGAGGACUGUGAGCUUUGUAAAAGUUGUGGGUGGUUUCAUUCUUUCACAGCAUGAGAGGAAGUUUUCUUUCUUUUUUAUUGUUCUAUAUGUGUGUGUGUCUGCGUCUGUAAAGUGUUUGCCCAAUAAGCCAUUUAUAAAACAAUCCUUCCUAUUUACCAGCGUCAGGUGCUCUCAGCUCUCAGCCAGAUAGCAAAGCAUUCUGUGGAUCUGGCAGAAAUGGUGGUUGAAGCAGAAAUUUUCCCUGUUGUACUCACAUGCCUGAAGGACUCGGAUGAAUAUGUCAAGAAAAAUGCUGCAACUCUAAUUAGAGAGAUAGCAAGGCAUACGCCUGAGGUAAAACCUUGAGAAUGCAAAUACAAGGUCAUGUUAUUAGUGUCUAUACUUUAAAUAAAUGUUAAAAAUUCCCAGUAUUAUUCUGUCAUUAGGCAAAGCGAAAAGCUCUGUGGAAUUUCCAUUGGUGGAAAAAAAAAAGAGAGGAAAUGUUUGUUGCUGUUAUUGAAUGUGUUUGGAAUACAAAUAGGGAAAUGGGCAAAAUAGGCUUUCCUUGCUUGUGGGUUUCAUUAUGGAGAGUAUUCUUAACGUUUAGGACACAAAGGAGAGUGUAGGGAAGGCAAUUAUGAAGUGCGUUUUUUCUUAAACUACCAUUCAACACACAGAUAAGUGCUGUUAAGAUCUCUCAAAUCAAUAGAUUUAAGCAUGUUUCAGGGUGCGUUGAAUUGUGGCCCCUCAGUUUUUGUGACGUGGCCCCUUCAGAAUGUCCAAUCAGUGUGAAAUCCAUUUUUUAAUGUGCUGCCCUAGCAAGAUACUAAUACUUACAUUACCUUUAAAAUGCUUAUUGUAUACUGAUGUGAAAAUCUCUGAAUUCUACAUCAUGUUUUUGAGCAGAUCUGAGUUAAGCUCAGUGCAUGGACUAUGGACUAAAGUAAAAAUAAACUGAUAACUAAGUGAGAUCCAUCUGCCUCCAUUGAACUAAAUACAGUGAAUCACAUACUGCAUAAUUGUCUUGCACAGAUUCCCUCUGAAACAAAUGUGGGGCUCCACAUGUCAGGUUUGGGACAUUACACCUUACAUUUCUUCUGCAAACGUUGCGGAACCUCAAUACCUCAAAUGCUCCAAAACUUGACUUUAAAAAAAACCCCAGUGUUCAAAUAUUAUCAACUAGGCUGAGAAGGUUAUAAAGAAACAAGAGAGUGUGUGUGUGAGGGGGAGCUCCCCCCUCUUGUGGUUCGUGAACAUUUAGAGCACACUAGGGUCUCAUUAUUGAGAGCUUUUAUUAAUUUAAGCCACAAAACCCCACGUCGAAAUCCGAUAUUCUCAUUAUUUCAGGUGCUCUGGGGCUUUAGGGAAAACCCCCCAGAUGCCACAGGGAUAAUGUGAGAGGUGCUGCUGGGGGUGGGGGGAGGAGGAAGGAUUUGGGGAAUCCUUGCUGUAGUCAAAACUUCCUUUGUGCCACAGGAGCACAAUCUCCACAGGAGUCCUCGCUCUGCUUCUCAAAGCUCAUGCAUUUGAAGCAGAGGAUUGGGAGGGGGAGGGGCUGCUGGGUUGCAGGCUGGAGCAGCCUCUGUAGAUGAAUCUGGUAUUGGGCUCCAGCGCCGAGGAUUUAUUUCUCACCAGGCCUUUUCUCGGAUGUAGCAUUUGAUCUUGAGAGAGUCCUGUUGAUACUUGUUCUUCAAAGGACAGCGUACUACAUAUACACAGUUAGUUUUCCAAAGCGAUUCAGUGAACAAAAUUGGCAUCAAAUGAUGAAGCCAAAUUGAAACAACGCACAGUAUUAGUUUCACUGUUUGGCUUUCAUUUGUCAGGCUGGCUGGUCUUGUUAAAAAUUAAAGCAGUGCACAGCCCUUGUAUGACUUUAAAUGCUAGCCGGAGAGGCUGCUAUUAAAUAUUGGAAAGCAGAUUUAUUUGUCUUCAACUGAGUUGCUCGAGUAAAUAGGCCUCGAAAUAGGGGAAAAAAUGGCUUUAUUUAUUUAUCUGAGGGAUUUAUAACCCGCCCUGCCAUAAAAUUCUGAGGGCAGUUACAAAAUUUAGAAAUACAGCAAAAUAAAUUUAAAAUGUACAACUUUUAAAAUAUUCUGAAAUAUACUAAAACAGUAAAAUCAACAGGAGCAGUAUGAAACCCAUAAGCCCCGCCAAUAUAAAACAGACCAAACUGAAGUAAAAUAAAAUUUAAAAAGUCUUUGCCUGGUGCCCAAAUGCCAUCAGUAUAGGUGUCAGGCAAAUAGGUCUGGUGUCAGCUCCCACCAUGGUGAGGCAAAUGCCAGGUCCACUGCUGCAGACAUCAGCUUCCUUAUAUAAAAAAAAUCAGCACAGCACUCUGCAAAAGAACCAUGAGGUGAGGAAGCUGUAGCCACCAUAUUAAUAUCCCCAGAAUCCCUCCAGCUUCUGAGGUGGGGCCCAGAGACAUUCUGGGGAAAUUUCUGGGGAAAUUAAGUUGGUGGUGGCUGCAGAUUCCUCACCUGAUGUUUCUCUGUUGCUCACACACUCUGCUGCUUUCUAUACCACUGCUGCCAUUGGGUAAGUUUGUGGGUGCCCAACCGCAGCAGUACUGUAGGGACCACUCCGGGGACCACUGCUCAGAACCCCUACAAACCUGGCAACCUUCUGUAGAUUAGCCUCCCCGGGGACAGCAUUCUGCAAUUGGAGCACCUCCAAUGAAAAGGCCCUUUUCCCAGUAGCCAUCCACAAAACAUUGGAUGGGCAGGGUACCCCAGAAAAGGGUCUCUGAUAAGGCUCUCAUUUUAGAUAGACAUAUGUAGAGAUAGUUUUUUUUUUAAAAAAAGUCUGUUUGAAGGUUUCUUCACUGUGAUAAGGGUAUAGUCUUGAGAAGUAGUGGCAUAAGCAGACUCUUGGAAAAGCAUAUUUUAAAAAUCCAUUAAGGAUGCAGUCCUGCACAGUGAUGUGUGUACAAGUCCAUGGAUUUCAGUGGAACUUUUAAGUAAAUUUGUGCAGGCUAUGCUUCCAUGAAUAUCAUGGGUGUAGCUGCCUCCCCACCCCCACCAAAUCAAGUAAGUAAUUAAAAAUACUUAACUGAGCAAAUCUGUUGCAGAUAACUCAAUUCUGCCCCACCCCCCAUAAAGCCAGGCCCCUUCUAAAAUAAAUCCUGGCUACACUCAUGAUGAAUAUCAUUUCUCAGUGGUGAAACAUGUUCACUAACUGCUACAGUGUUCUGCUUUUAGGGACUGUUUUGAAAAAAGAGAACACAGUUGCUGGGAACACUUUGCAUCACUGAUCCAAAAGCUCUGAUGGCUUUUAAUUUCUUUGCAAGCACACUUCAGGGUGCUGAUUUUAACCUAUAAGGUCUUGGAUUAAACAGUUCCAGACAGCUAUGUCUAUAGUUUCCUCUCCUAGUUUUGUUAUACUUUAAGUUACAGGGAGAAUGCAUGCUUGGAGAGCUGGGUUCAAGCUCCCAGGUGGCUGUAAAAUUCACAUAUGUGGCUUUUGGCCUCACUGCCUAACCUACCUGGUAGGAUUGUUGUAAAUAGAGAAUUGAGAAACUCUGCGGAUGUCACGUUGAGCUCCUUAGAGAAAAGGCAGGGUGGCAAUGUGAUAAAUUAAAGCUGGCAAUUCUGUCUGUGUGAUGAAAGCAUAUUCUUGAUGGCCUCUUUCCAAUUACCUCCCCUUGGAUCCAUGCCAAAGCCAGAGAAUGAAUAUUUUCUGGAAGUAUUUGGGGUGGGGGCAAGAUCCUAUUUAGGCUAAUUUAAAGGUCAAGAUUACUAUUGAGUGAGUUCUCUCUUAGGAUUAACACUGAACCUUUCAGGUAGGGAUGAAAAUAAAAAACUAAAAAUGCUAAAUGAGUUUCGUAUUGGGUUUAAAUAAUCUUCAUCCAGUUUUCUUAGGACUCCAGUGGUGACUCAACACACCUUCACUUACCAGGGUUCUUGGGAAUGUUCACCCUUUAAAAGGAAGCAAGGCUCUGAAUGCUGAACCAAGAGCAUUCAUUCUGUGCUCAGAAUGUUCAGCUUUUCAUUCAUUUGUCCAUGAUAAAUUUGACUUAAUCCUUCCCAUCCCCAAUUGGCCGUGUCUUUUUGAAAAAAAAUAGAGUAAUUUGGAAAGAAGUUGCGGCAAGAAAGAGAUGACACUAAAGAGCAGGUCAGUGGAGAAAGAAUAGGAUCCUUGGGAUCCUAUUCCCGCACAAGCUUUUUCCAUUGCUCUGCUUUAAUUCCACAGACAAUAUAAUUUUCAAACUUUGCUUGAUAAGAGCUGGAAGCUUUCAAAGUUUACAUUUUACACUGCACAGUGCACAUGUAGACACCCAGGAAUGUGAACAGGCCUGCAUUUAGUGUACAGGCAUAGUCCUAAAUGUUUGAAUGUGCUUAAACCCACUGAAAUAAAUUUAGGCUUGCCUUACUCUUUAUUAGGAAGUAUACCAAGCACUUCCAUAGCUCAGUGGUAGAGCAUAUGCUUUGCAUGUAAAAUAUCCCAGGUUCAACUCCUGACAUGUCCAGAUAGGGCUGGGGAAGAUUCCUGUCCGAAACCCUGGAGAAGUGCUGCCAGUCACUGUAGACAGCACGGACCUAGAUGAACCAAUAUUCAUAUAGGUCAUCGCUUAUGCACAUAUCUUGAACAGAAGGGGCAUCUAUACACCUGUGGGUGACAGUGGUUUACACCCUACACCAUAACUCCUUAUAUGUUGCAUAUGUAACAAUGUAUUUACAUAUACACCCCUUUUGUGUGUGCAGCACUGCUCUUCCACUGAAGCAAAUGGGAAAGUCCUUGUGGACCAAAACCUCUGAAUCCACGAGAAUAAUCAAAUCUAGCUAUGUAUUCACUUACAAAUCAAUACAUCCUAAUGCUUACUAGUAAGCUCCUUGUCUUCAGCUGCACCCUAAGAUUUCUGUGGAGCAAAAUGGGUUUGCCCUGGUUGCUAGGGCCAGUAGAACAGGGUUGAUAAACCUGUUCCACUCCUGAUAGUGUGAAUUCAGCCCUAUGGCCAAUAGUCAGGGAUGAUAGGAGUUAUAGUUCAGUAACAUUUGGAGGACCACGGUUUCUCCAUCCUUUCAGUGGAAGGCUGCAUUGUAUUAUACUUUGCUAAUUUGAAUACAUCUGUAAGCAUAUGUUUAGCAUAUAAUGUGGCUGAUUAAGCACUAGGGGCUUCUUCAGCUCACUUAUAUCCAUAUGAAUAGAAUGGCUCAUUUUUUAAAAAAAUUAUUUUUUGGUGUGCAUCAUCAAUAGGGAUGGAGUCACUUGGCCAUAGACUGCUUGACUGCACUGUUUGACAGUUACUUGAAAUCCUUUCUGAUUUAUCUGUUUUCAGCUUUCACAACUCAUAGUGAAUGCAGGGGGAGUUGCUGCUGUCAUUGACUGUGUUGGUUGCUGCAAAGGAAAUGUUAGACUUCCUGGUAUCAUGAUGCUGGGCUAUGUGGCAGCUCAUUCAGAGAACCUGGCCAUGGCAGUGAUCAUUUCAAAGGUUAGUUCUUGCGGGCUGCUAUAAUCAUAAUGAGAUUCUGAGAAGAUGAUGCAUAUGCGUGUGGCUGUGCAGGCUAGGUGUCACAACAAUGUGUUCAUCAGACUGGUGAGGAUGCUGAAGACAAAGAAUGCAAGUUUGUUUUUCAUAAAUGUUUGAUCCCCUGAUAGCCAUGAAGCUCACUGGGUGUCUUUGGGCUGGUCACUAUCUCUUAGGUAGCCCAUGUGCACUGUUUGGAGUCCCUUGAAGGAAAGGUGGGAUAUGAAUGGCUUGCAUCCAAUGGUGGCUUUACCUUGCUGGAAAAUGCUUCCUUUCAGUUAAGGUGGAACGCCCAAUUUUUGCCUAUCACUCCCUUUCCACUUAAGUUCCACCUGAGAAGCUGCUUCUGAAGAAUCAGGGACUCUCCAGAACAGUAUGGGAUAUGUUGCAGAGGAUUAUGUUGCAUAGGUGAGGUUGGCAAAAAUCUGGAUUGUACAAUUGGAAGCCCUAUCUGCUAAGGCAAAGCUGCCAUAGGAUGCAGCCCAAUGCAAACAAACAGACAAAACAAACAUAAAUCUCAUGCACCCUCUUGACACUGUAAACCAAUGGGAAAAGCAACUGAAUAUAGGCUAGCUACUGAUUCAAACAUCUUGGAUGUUUUUCAUGAACUGUAGGACAGGGAUGAAAAUAACAUUUCACACUUCAACUGGAAUUCUUCUUUCAUUAUGUAAUCUAAACACAAUUAGAUACCAGCCUUGCUGGUUUCAGUGGCUCUUGCUCCCAAAAGAAUGAACUUUGUAUCCCACUUAUAACCUAGUCAUAAAAAUUCUAAGUUGUAUUUAAAAGAUUAUGUGUAAAAUCUUUAGAAAAAAGGUGUUUGUUUAAUCCCAAUUUAGAAAGAAUAUUUUUAGCACAAUUCUGCCAGAGUUAAACAUUUUAAAAUCCUGAUUUCAAAGGGAGAGUUAUGCACAUAUUUAAUUCUCUUUCUCCCUGUCCCUCUCUCUCCCUGCAUGUGUGUUCGAGAGUGUGUGUGUGUGUGUGUGUGUGUGUGUGUCCCCGUGUUAAAUCAGUGCCUACAUUUGGCUGGAUUGUGCCUUUGUUUAUUUAAUAACUUCCAUAAUUCUUUUUAAAAAUACCAUAGAGAUAAUGGUGUUCAGAGUUAUUUGGGGAGCAUUAAAGAAAUCAGAAAGAAAUUCAUUGUUAAAAAUGUCAUUGAAAUAUGAUAACUAUGUCCACUUAAAGGUAGGGUGUUUGUGUUUCUAAAGCAAAAAAAUCACUUGAAUGUAUUAAUUUGUGUUCCAUAACCAGAGUUAUGCUCUUACUCAUUGUGCCUGGAAUGCAAUGGAAUAGCAGGGCCUUGGGUUUUGUGUUUUGUUUUAAGAAAGGUUAUGGAUUAGUUUGCUAGCACAGUCUUGCAUUUUCAUGAGAUGCUAAUCGAGUUGUUUUUCCAAAUGGUAGAAACAAAAUUGGCAAUUGGCUUCUUAGAAUGAAUAUUUGAUGUCUCACUUUAAAUUUCUUCAAAAUAAGAAUGCAUAAAACAAACAUGUACCUGCUUUGCUCCUGCUGUGGUACAUUUAAAGUGUGUAUGGUGGUGGUGGGGAAUUAAACGCUGCAAAAAAGUGAAACACAUUUAUGCUCUGUUCCAUCAUGAAAUGACUUGCAGUUUUGAAGCCUUGUGAAUGCUCUUCUAUUUUGGUUUUCCUGCAUUGCUUUAUUUGAAAUGGCUAGACUGCUAAGCAAGCUUUUGUGUCUGAGAUGAGGGUUGCUAGAUAACCUGACAGUGAGGAAGAAAAUGUAAUAUUUCACUGCGUUGUGAGCAAUAUAGGUAUUGAUGCUAUUGUGUCUCCCUCUCCCUUAAAAAAAUGUAUCAAAUGGUUCCUGGUGGAUAGUAGAAUGUAUUGAUGCUUUUUUAAAAAAAACCACACCAAAGUGUUCUAAUUAUGAAAUUGUCAGGACUAAAAGCCAACCUGACUGAUGAAAGUUCCAAUAUACAUCUGUAAGGGUCAACGCUCACAUUAAUAAUAAUUUUUAGUUGUGUUUAACGGCAUUGUGUGGAGCAAAUGAAGAAAAGCAAGUAAAAAGGACCUAAAUAUCCUGCUUGGAGUGGUGGAAGAAACAACCCUGCUCCCUCCAAGCAUUAUGGCUGUCCCCCAUCCAUUCAUUUAUGUGAGGCUUGUGUGGCAGCCUCGUGCAAGUCUUACUGAAAUGAGCACAGAGGCAGUGCUUGGUUGCUUUCCAGGAAACCUGGGAAAGAAACCUGAAACCCUGGAAUUUCAGUGCCUGAUAAAAGCGCCAGCUUUGCUUUCUGCUUUCUGCCUGAACUGUGGCACCUGCUCUCUGAAUCCUUUUGGAAAGCAAUAAACGUGUCAGCUCUAACAGCCCUUAUCUCAGAGAAAUUUGCAGAUUUAAUAUUCUUCUGAUGCUUAAAUAUGUAGCGUUCAGGAGUAGUCCUUGCAGACGGUGCAAGUGACAGAGGCAUCAUAGGUGCUUUGAGUUGAGAAUGUAUAAAUACAGAGAAAGGGAGAAGCUUUUUAUUCCAUCCCCUCCCUCCCCAGCAAUCUUUGCAAGGUUCUCCAAACCCAGCCUGGAUUCAUAGUGUUUUGUGCUUUUGAUUAAUACCACAGGGGGUUCCACAGCUGGCAGUGUGCUUGUCAGAAGAGCCAGAAGAUCAUAUUAAGGCAGCAGCUGCCUGGUCUUUGGGACAGAUUGGGAGACACACUCCGGAACAUGCCCGUGCUGUUGCAGUAGCAAAUGUCUUGCCUGUGCUGCUCUCCCUGUAUAUGUCACCUGAAAGUUCAGAAGAUCUUCAAGUCAAAGUAAGUAGAUUUGCCUGACGCUUUGAGACAGGGUGGGCUAGAAAGCAAAUAACAUUCGAUUAUGGGUUAGCAACCAGUUUGGUGCUAAGGUAAUAAGUAGUAGAUUUCUGGGAAUGGGCGGCGAUUUGCUCACCCUGCCUGGGAAUAUGUAGUAAGCCAGAUGGCUGCUGCUAAAUUGCAUAGAUCCGUUAGCACAAUUUAUCAUUUUAUCAAACUACAAUUGGUGGAUGUGCCAGGCUGUUUUAAAGGUACAAUAUUCUCAUUUAGAGACCUUCUGGUUCAACCAUACCAUCCCCAUAGGCUGUGAUUCAGGCUACAUAUGUGAAAGCAAGUAUCACUAUGAAAUAGGAACCUGCGGUAGUUACAGCAAGUAACUAGUUUAUUUGCUCAUCUGGCCCAGUAUUGUCUGUUGUGAUUGGCAGAUUCUCCCUAGGGUCUUAGGCAAGCAUCACCUGCUACCUUAUCCUUUUAACUAGGGAUGCUGGAGUCAGGUGCUCCUCUACUGAGUUGCAGUCCCACCCACUCAGUGGGACAUGGCCAGUUUCUACAUUAGUGCAGCAGUGGAAGAGCCAUUUCCCCAUGGCUUCUUCCCAUGCAACUUUAGUAUCAAUGGGCCACUUAAUGUAGUUUCUUUUGACGUGAGCAUCUCCUAGACCUCCAAAAGCGAUGUUUGCAUGUAAAGGAAGCACACUGUUUGGUUCAGCCAUCUUGUUCCUCCAUUGGUGUGCACUAUAUAUGCCUUAGAAUGAGGUGGUAAGAGUCCUGAGGUGUUAGAGUAGAUUACCACUUCAGACUAUGUGAAAACAAAACUCCUUGCAGAUGGAAAACUAGAUUACCAGGAAGAAAACUUCAGCUGUGCUUGCUUUCUGCUUGAAAGUGAUUUGUUUUAAACUUCAGCAAAUGGUAUUUCAGAGAACAUUCAGAAAUGUCAUUCCCCCCACCUGUAAUCUGAAAUGGUACAGUCCAUUCUGUUCCAUCAGGAUUCCACCACCUCCGUUCUGCUUUGCGCAUAGGCCAGGACAUUGCCAGAGAAGCACAGGGUGAAGCUAUAUGGAAGUGGCUCCCCCCAGUGUUUCAGUAACAUAUCAACUGGGCCUUACCUCCAAGAAAAAAAUAUAGUUAAGAUCAGAGCGUUCGUAUUUACUGUUUCUGCUGUACAGGAUAUGACAUAAUAUUGUCUGAGUCAUGGAAAGUUUUGGGGCCUCUCUAGGUUUUUGCUUCCUUUUGAGGAUAGCAGCUGGAGUGUAAAGUGUAAAUCAACUUGCUUAGAAGUGUGCAGGCUGGGGAGUGACACAUGGAAAGUAACAAAGAGCGUAAGUUGCACUCUCACGCAGGAAACAUUCGGAGCCACACAAGCAAGAGUCCACCAAUCUAUUCUCCUCCUCUCUCCUGUUUCUCUCUUCUUGGCUCUGCCUUUCUUAAGCUCCAUUUGCUACUGUAGUUUGUGCACACAUACCUUCCCAGAUGGUCAGCCAUCCAAGGAGCUACAAAUCAUGCCUCUCUGAAACCAGGAGUCAUAAUUCAUUCCAAGCAUAGGAGAACCACAUGAGGGGAAAUCUCUUAUUACAACAAGGGCUUCCUGGAUUUUCUUGGCCUUUUCCACAGCUGGGGUUAUGGCAUGGGAUAAACCUGUGCAGAGCACAGCUUCUAGCGGCUUUUUUGGGUAGCUGCCUGUCAGUUGUGGUAGCUGAUUAUUUAUAUUCAUUUUAUUUCAGCUUUUUAUAUACUACAUAAUCACUGAAGUUUCUAAGUGGUGUUUAUAAAAUGGAAAAAAAAACCCUUACAGUGACUAGAAUAAAUUGAAAUUAAUUAGAAAAAGAUGAAUCUUCCUUAAAAUGCCUGCUGGAAUAGAAAGGUCUGUGUCAAGCAUCUGAUCUCAGCUGGGAGGGAGUUCCACAGAAUCAGGCCCAUAAUACUGAAUGCAUGCUUUCUAGUGGACACAAGCCAUGCAUCUGAGCCACUAACAAGAGCCUUCACUGAUUAUCUCAGUGCCUGGGCAGGGAUAUAAGGAACCAGGUGUUCCUUAAGGCGUCCGAGACCCAAGUUGUUAAAGACCCUUGUAAAUUAAUAUGGGACCCUUGAACUUGGCCUGGUAACAUAUGGGUAGCUAGUGUUAGCUUUUACACUCUGGAAUUAGGUGUUAGUAGUCUCUCUUCACCAGCAGCCUAUCCACAGCAUUUUUCACUAGCUGGAGCUCCCAGACUAUGACCCAAGGAUAUCCUACAUAGAGUUCAUUGCAAUAAUCAAGUCUUGAGGUUACAUGACUCACUGUGCCCAGCCCAUCACUGUUUGCAGCAUUCACCACUGCAGGGGGCAGUGGAGGAGGAGGAGGGGUCAGUGCCACCUGCCCAUGCUGACUGCUGGAAUCUGUACAGAUCAGGGCCGUCCAUUUUUCUCAGGAGCUUCUUAGUGACCAAGUAAGCAUCAUACCAUCCACAGGGUAGAGGGAACUAACCUAGGCCUUGAUGCAUUUACAUGCUUAGGUAAUUUGAAAGUUCUCCGCACCCUAAUCCAUAUGCAAGCUCGUUUACAAGCUGUGAUGCUACGCUGCACUGUGCAAAAGCACAUGGGACUGGAUGCUAGUCUGUUUACUGCAAGGGAAAUCAUUUGCAAUGCUGGGUGUUGUCUAUGCCUAUUUUCUGUACCAGGUUGGUGUCAGCUAUUGGCACUGCUGCAUCAGCACUGGAGCAACACAUUCUUGCCAGUGUUUCGCAACAUAAAAAAGAAGAAGAUAUAUGUUUAUAACAUGUCAGCUCCCAUACGAAGGAUCUGAGUCCUCUCCCCGCACCCCUAUUUUAUCACUGGAAAAGGCUCUCCUCCACCUACCGCAUGCUGUGUUCGUUUACUUUGUCAUAGCCUGUCUUAUAAAUAAGCCAAGGAUGUGUUUGCUUAAAGAAAAACGUAACUCUAUUACAAUAUGCCAGAAGUUCAAAAUAUGUGUCAGCAGCUGCAGUAUGUGAAAUGGCAGGCUGUGCCCAGCACAGUGCCUUUCCGUUUGUGAAAGGUGUGGAUGCAUUUCACAGAUCUCAGAAGCCAGUCAGUAUUGAGGCCAUGGCACAUUGGUAGAGGACAUCAACCCCCCACCCCCACCCUGUCCCAGUACUGCAAUCCUGAUGAAUAAAACCCUCCCCUGAAGCUACUAUUCCACCUGGGAGGAUGAAGUUGCCACUGGUGUCAAAGACUGCUUCGGAAAUCACCUUAUGCCUGGUCAGACCCUUUCUCCCUCUGGCCCAGUAUUGCUUAUUCUGACUAACAGCAGUCUUCAGGGAUCAAACAGAAAACUUUCCCACCACCUUCUACAUGACCCUUUAAUAGUAAUUUAUUAUUCUUAUUCUUAUUCUUAUUAUAUUUAUACCCCACCCAUCUGGCUGGGUUUUCCCAGCCACUCUGGGCGGCUUCCAACAGAAUAUUAAAAUACAAUAGUCUAUGAAACAUUAAAAGCUUCCCUGAAAACAUUCAUUAUUUAAUCUGUAACCUUCUGCAUGCCAAGUAUGAACUAUAGACCCACCCCUCUUGCAGCGAAUAGCAGCUUAAGGAGGGAUUUUAAUUGGAACUGCAGGACUUGGGCAGGGGCAGAGUUAACAUCUCAUUCCUCCAUGCCACUGUUCAGACCCUGAUUGGGGGCAGAGUUGCCUGCAGUGCUAUUUAGUUUUUAAAAAAUAUAUAUAUCUGUGUGUUUCACAUUUAUCUAGUUUGGCCCUUGGUGAUCAUGUGCAUUCUUAGAAUAACAGUUGGAUGGUCAUUCAGUGCUGACUGGUGCUGCCAACUUUUGAUUUCAGAAAUGCUGGUUUGCGUUUAUAGGUGGAGACUGGUAGAAUCUGAUAGGCGCUAGAGAUGCAUCCAGCCAUCCCUCUCAGAAAUUCUAAGUUUCCACAGAUCCUCGGGAAGGAGCCAAAAGCUGUAGAAUGACUCGAGAUUUCUCCAGAAACUCAUACUAACUUUUAAGUUGAAAAUAGCAACAAGGACUAGAAAACAGGAGGUAUUCCUGAUAAUUUGUGGGAAUUUGAGCGUAUACAGAUGUCUACUGCACUAGGCAGAGAGGGGAUACAGGGAGAGGGGGGUUAGGUAGGUGGGUCUAUCCUGAUAACAUUGGUUAAAGCCUCUCUGACAAAUUGGUGCAGCAAGGCUGGGAGAGGCAAAAGGGAGAAGAGUGAUGUCACUCGGUCUCAAUGUUGCAUAUGAUGCUGCUUGAACUGUUGUGGCACAAGGAUAUAUGAACAUAUGGAAUUGCCUUACAUUGAGCAAGACCAUUAGUCUAUCUAGUGCAGGACUGUCUACUCUGACCAGUAGCGGCUACCUAGGGAUUGGUCUGUGUGCAUCUGUGCAAUGGGUCAGUGCAUCUGGCUGUUAACCAGAAGGUUGGUGGUUUGAACCCAUCCAGGGACGGCUGUGGACAGGAUUCCUGCAUUGCAGGGCGUUGGACUAGAUCAGCAUUUCCCAACCUUGGGCCUCCAGCUGUUUUUGGACUACAACUCCCAUAAUCCUCAGCUAGCAAGACCAGUGGUCAGCGAUGGUGGGAAUUGUAGUUCGAAAACAGCUGGAGUCCCAAGGUUGGGAAACACUGGACUAGAUGACCCUCAGAGUCCCUUCCAACUCUAUAAUUCUGUGAUUCUAUUAUUGAACCCCGAACCUUAUAUUUGUGUGUGCGUACUCUAUUACUGCUGACCUACAGUACUCCUCCAGACAUUUAAAAUUAUGGUUUGGAUUGGCUGCCUGUUUCCUUGAUGUCCUUGAUGUAUUUGAAUUCAUGUCUUUCAAUUCAAAUACAGCGUUCUGGUUUAAUUGAAUGGUGAAUGUUAGUUAACCACACAAAGGGCUUAAACACCCAGCCGUGGGUAGCUCAGUUGUGUCUGCCUUUAAAACUCCAAGAAUGGGAAGCUGGAUACAAGCUGUUAGUCACUGCAGCAUUUUAAUCUACUUGCAACGUUAGUACAGAGGGAUAGAAUAUCAUGUCAUUAUCUAAUUACAUUUGAGGUUAGUAGAACCUCAGGUAGUCACAAGGGAGAGACAGGUAUCCCUGCAGGAUACAGAAGAUCCAUUUUGGACUACAGAAAUGCAUACUGAAUGUGUGGAGUCGCAGGAGACAAAGUACAUGUUAGGUCAGCUGCUCUCAACCUUUUUGCUGACUCCAGACCACUUGAAAAUUGCUAGGGGUCUCAGCAGACCACUUAAUACAUUUUUUUCACUGAAACCAUUGUCAAAAGCAGCACCAAAUUAUGAAAAUCACAGGUGCCAGGCUGCUGAGACUGGCCCCAUUAAUUUGCAGAUUUCUAGCAAGGAAAUGCACCAUCACUGCAUUAUGAAAAUUGUAGGCCUUAGAUCAGAGCCUUAUUAGUCUGUCCAAUAAAUCCGUCUCUGAUUAAAACAGCCUUGAUCAUCAGAAAAAUACAAAUUGUGCUGGGUUAAGCACAAGUAUUUUUCAUUUGUUCUCUAACCUUUCCAUGGAUCACCUGAAUGGAGCUUGCAAACUACCAGUAAUACAUGGACCAGACUUUGAGAACUUCAGAGUUAGGUCAUAUCUGCAUCAGACAACUUUUACAAUAUUGGAGCUGGCGAAUGCCAAUGAAAUCUUUGCCUCAUGCCAUGCCGAGUCAAGAUCCAUUUGAAUAAACCUGUAGGCUGUAUGUUACACUAAACGGUACCUGUUUUACACAACAUGUUUUACAGAUCAUGGCCUUUCAUUUCAGUUGGUGCCUUGACUUCCUCCUCCAUUUCCAUUGGGGCUGCAAUACUUAACACCCACAAUCUGACACAAGUUGAAAGAUACACACGUUUAAAUCUUGUUGAUUUCAUUGGGAUAUAACAGAACACAGAACAGUUCACUAGGUUGUGGCUUUUUAAAAAAAAUGUGUGCAUCUGCUUAUUUAUAAACUUACUGCCUUCCAAAAUAAAUCUGACUUGAUGCACAAGAAACAUUUUCAAGAUUCCUGGAUCUAGAAAGGAUACUUAAAAGUUUAUUCAUUAUAGAAAUAACAAGAGGCUGGGUUUUUCCAGGCAGACUUGGUAACUUCUUGGUGAUGAUUGUCAGCCAAUGCCUUACUGAAAGUGUUUUGUGUUUUGAUAGACUAAGAAAGCUUUGAAGAACAUCCUGCAGAAGUGCACUCAUCUGCCAGCACUCGAACCCUUAUUGCAUGAUGCUCCUCCGAACAUCCUGAAGCACAUAGUUGGCCAGUUCAGUAAGGUAAAUGAGCAUUUGCUUACACUUCCUAAAGGCUCCAUACGUGGCCAACAUUUCUAAAACCCAUCUGGGUAGCUUGAUGAGCACAUUCGCACUCUCAGGGCCAAGGGCAGCUGUUGCACACAGAAAACAACAACAACAACAACAGUGGCAUAGGUUGGUCUUAACACUUGGGAAAUAAAGGCCAUUCUGUGCUUCUGCUUUCUUUCUGUGUUGGGAUGCCUGUUACAGCUGCUUUUGGUCUUGUUCUUGUGCAUCUGUGCAGGCAGCUGUACCUGAAUCCAGUUCUGGAGUGUUUUAUUGAGGACACUUGAAAUCACUCGCUGGGAACAGCCAAGAGUGUAGCAGGAAAAAGGCUUUGCUCUGUGGAUCAAGCCAAGGGAAGAAGGGAAAAUACCCUUGCUAUAUAUGCUGUCCUGUCUAAUCCAUAGGCUUCAUACUGCCUGCCAGGUGCAAGGGGCAGUGCUUGCAUGAACCUGCCCUCUCAGGCCCAUGCUCACACAACCAGUAGUGUAGUGGCAAAUUCAGAAUUACAGGGCCCCUUCAUAAUAGUCUCAGCCAUGGCCUCUCACAGCUCCACCUACUCCCUUCUAAGAUUGUGCAGUAAUCUUGUAAAAUAAUAACUAGGGAUGUAUUCUGACUCCCCUCCUUUCACUCUGAUUGGCUUCAGUCAGCACAAAGAAUAGGAAGAUUUCUCAGGGGCUAAAAAGCUCCCCUUUCAUGCCAAUAGGAUGCUAGAGACAGGGAGCCUGCUGCAGAACUAGUUAGGGGUCUUUGACCCCCUGCAUCCACAGACCACUGCAUCUCUGUGCAUAACUCCUGAGUCCCCUCUUCUUUAACAGGUUUUUUUAAUAUGACACUCCAUGGUUUUAUGCCUCAGAUGGAAUGAAAAGUCAAUGUUUUUCUAGAAUAAACUGAAGUUAGGAAACAAGAAAUCCAGCCACAAUAUAUUUUGUUAGUUGUCUCUGCAAACCUCAAGCCAAUAAAUGUAUAAGAAAAGGGGCUCCCUUUAUCAGUUUUUGGAACUCUAAUAGAAUUCAGCCCUAUAUAUCUUACUGCAAUAAACUGCCUGCUUAUAUUAAUAAUGCAGUAAUUUUUCAGGGCCAUUGUUCAAAAACGUAUUGUCUACUAUGUUUUACCCUUCCUAUUUUUAUUAUUAUUAAAAAUGUAAAAGAAAUAAAUCAAGCCACUUUUCUUUGUUCUUCUUGCCGUUUUUAAAGAAAUGAGGGCAAGAUUUCCACUUGAGACUGCUUAACCCAAAUAGAGCUCUGAGCGCUUAUCCACACUUCCUCUUGUCCUUUUCCCCAGGGAAAACCACUCUUUAGCGCUCAAUCGGAGCAAACGGCAGUUGAGGUUUCCCCUGGAAUGACAUGUGUUCUGAUCUAUUGCUAAAGAGUGGGCUUUCCCUUGGAAAGGAGUGGGGCAAGGGGAAAACCACUCGGAACUGUGCUUUCUCACCACAGCACACAAGUGGAAGUAUAGAUCAGCCCCGAGUCUUACAAAAAACGGGGGGGGGGGGCAGAGGGAAUUACUUGAGAAUUUAAAUAGAGGCAAUCUCUGCACUGGAAACAGCACACUUAUCAGAGUCCAGUGGAGCCCUGUUUCGUAGUUUACCAUAUCACUCUUGUUUUAAGGGCCACCCUUUAUUUUGAGAGCUGCCCCCUCCCAACCCCUAUGUAGUCCCUUGCUCUCUGCUAUGUGGCAAGGAUGCUUUUUUGGGGGGAGCAGGGCCAAAAGAACUCUGGCAUACAUUCCCUGCCACAUCCCAUUCUAUGCUGCAGCUUACCCUUAGUAGCCUCAGCUGAAUCUGUCUCUCUGUUGAGUGGUACACAUUGGUGUCAAUACUUAGUGGACCUUAAACUAUUAGAAAUAAUCACAAAGGCGAAGGUGAAAUAAGGGAUAACCUUUGUGCUUUUAAGAUUUUAUUAGGAGGGUUACGGCAUGGAUCAGAUCAAGAGGAAAAGCUAGUACAAAUGCAUGCUAAGCAGAACAAAACAGUUUGAGUUUAGAGAAGCUUCUACUGAAAUGAUGGGUUGUAUUGCUGCUAAGGACAGUAAGAUCCUGAUGUGGGCUUUCUGUCCAGAGCAGCCUUCCCCAAUCUGAUGCUUCCAGAUGUUGUUGGACUCUGACUCCCAUCAGAACCAGCCAACAUGGUCAACCGCCAGAGAUAGGAGUUUUAGAGUACUGGAAAACAUCUGGACAGCACUAGGUUGGGGAAGGCUAGUCAAGAGAAUGUCAAGUUUAAAAAACAGAAUAUUUUGUAUCCGACUGGGGAAUUUUUUAUCUGCAAAGCUAAAGUUGCCUUUGCACCAUCUUCCUGCUAUUAAUGUGCACAUAGGAUCAGGAUUGCUAAUGUGGAACAGGAAGCAGAAGAGGCAUUUGUAAUACAGAUGUGCAUGCUGACCACUGUAGGUUUUGCAGUCGUGUACAAAUCAAUUUGAGCAAAAACUGCUUUAAGCCUCCUGCUUGUUAAUGAAAGUGCCCUGAGCUGUGUGAGUCUGCAGUUCUUCUUCACUCUCUGGGCACAGUGCAGUGGCAUGUUUUUCUGCACAAGUGCCUUUGCUAUUGUUCCCUUUCCCUCCUCCAUUUUGUCUCAGCGAGGCUUGCAGAGGAGAACAUUCUGUUAGAUCGUGCUCUUGGUGUCCCUCAAUUUUGUUUUUAAUAUUAAAACUUCACAGGAGAUAAUAACCUUUGCAAAGAAAUGCUGAAUUUCUUACUAUUAUAUGCUUCAUUUUAAAUAGGUUCUGCCCCAUGAUUCCAAAGCACGACGCCUUUUUGUAACAAGUGGAGGCCUUAAAAAGGUUCAGGAGAUAAAAGCAGAGGCUGGGUCACUUCUUCAAGAGUAUAUCUACACAAUUAACAAUUGUUAUCCGGAGGAAAUAGUCAGGUAAGGGUGGGAAACGAUGCUGCAGUUUCAUUUAUGCUGUCCACAAAGCAAUAUCAAAAUGCAAGAGAUUUAUAAAUACAAUUUAAGUUCCAAUGUGACUUUCUCUUUCAGUCUGACAUUGGGUUAGGGGCAUAACAAAGUAACUGGACUUUUUCUUCUUCUUAUCAUUCAUUUGUAUUCUGUUAUGUGUAUUUACUUACUUGGUUUUUUUGAAAGGGACUGUAGCCAAGAUCCAAAAUAACAAUAACAAUGUACAAAUAUUCUACGCACCUAAAAGUGCCAUGUCACAUAUGACAGUGAGGGGAGUUCCCAAAGCAAUUUGUGAUGUGGUCUGCGUUGGGAUGGGUUGCUCAGAUGGUAAAAAGAGUUAUAACAGAAUCAACUCCAGAGUACACAAAGGUACUUGGUUAUACCUAGAAGUCUUAUUAGAUGGCCUGAGAUCCUUGGACCCAAUAUUCAGGAUGCAUGUUCACAAAGUAGGCAGUAACACCACUUUCUGUACAGUGUCCAUCCACCACACCACAAAGGGCUGGAUAGCUAAUUCCAGCAGAGAGAGGGUAGCUUUGACAUUAAUGAAAAUGUGAGGAAUGGACUCCAGUUGCAAAUCCACUCAGAGCAGACGGAAUAGCCCUCCAGGAUUUUAGAUUUGCUAGGCUACGGAUCGCAUGUAGUGUCUGGCUGUCAAUAUGAUUUUAUCCUGUCCACAAAAGAAAAUUGAGAGGAGUAGGAUGUAAAGGACAUGGCUGUAGCCCGUUCCUCUUAGUUUCUGGACUUUCUUAGCCUCCAAAUUUCCUGCCUGUCUGAGUCAUAAGCUCCUAAAGUGGAACGGACCCAUCGUGCUCCCAUUGUCCCUCCUCCAGGAAGGCCUAAUUGAAUGGGCUCCCAAUCAGCUGUGUGCUAACAAAGAGGGAAGAAGUUGGCCAUCCCUAUGCCAGGCCAUUGCUCCUUCCAGAUUGUUAAGAUGCCAUGCGAUUGCACUCCCUCUGCUGGUCAUCUGCAUUUUCCACGGCAUUCUGUAACUCAGUCCUGUUGGAGCUGGGAAAGUUUCACCUGCAAACUGAAUAAAACUAAAUGAUCUGGAAUUUCCCCAUAAAAGAAAAUUCCUUCGAUGGUUCAGUGUCUUAAACUUCUGUCACCAAACUGGAGCACAUCAUUAAGUGGAUGUCAGAGAUUUUAUUAUGCUGGCCUGGUAGGCAGAUGUGCUAGAAGUAUGUGCAGCCUUCCAGAUGUUGCUGAACUGCAACUCAGAACAUCCCUGACCAUUGGCCAAGCUGGCUGGGGAUGAUGGGAGUCCAGCAAUACCUUGAGGGUCAUAGGUUUCCCCACCCUUGUGCUAGAUGAGGGGUAGGAAACCUAAGGCCCAUGGGCCGGAUGCGGCCCAAUCGCCUUCUCAAUCCGGCCCAUGGACGGUCUGGGAAUCAACGUGUUUUUACAUGAGUAGAAUGUGUGCUUUUACCGGUAUUUAAAAUGCAUCUCUGAGUUAUUUGUGGGGCAUAGGAAUUUGUUCACUCCCCCCCCCCCCAAAAAAUAUAGUCCGGCCCACCACAUGCUCUGAGGGACCGUGGACCAGCCCAUGGCUGAAAAAGGUUGCUGACCCCUGUGCUAGAUCAACGUGACACUCUAUUUUAAUCUCGUGUUCCAGAUUUAAGAUGUACAAUAUUAACUGGCAGGGGGAGGUUAAGCACAUAGUCUGAGCCCAUGACUUUUUAGUCUGAAGUAAUCCUGUUGGUUUCAGUGGGAUUUACUCCCAAGAAAGUGUGCAUAGAAUUGUAGUUUCAUUGAGAGAACACCAUCAAUUUGCUAGCAGAAAGAGGGAAAUUAUGCAAACUCUCUGUUUACAUAGCACUCAGACAUUGUUAAUGUAUUAGUGUUCUCUGUUACUCAAAGGUUUGCAUACUCCCACACCAACAGAUGUUGGUCCACUGAAAUAUCAUCUUGUUUAUUUUAUAUUUCCACUUCCUUGCAGUUUCACCUAGAGAAGUUAAGGAUUCUGCCCUGCUUCUUGCUUUGCAGUUUCUUACUGUCUGUUGAUUUUUGUUUUGUCUUAAAAGCCACACACUGCUUUUAAAUCUGACCUUUGUGCUGGGAUCUAAGGGAAGCUGGGACACAUUUUUAUACUUUGAUUGCAUGCCCAAGAGGGAAUCGUUAGACAGCAGUAAAUUCCUCCAAGUAAAAUCUUUAAGGGAUCCAAACAACAUUAAGCAAAUUCUCCAGAGGGAAGCCUUUGGAUGCUUGUGUUUUUCUUUGUCAUUGCUAAGCAAAGCUGUAAUAGAGCAGAGGGUACAAUUUCAGGUUUCAGUGAGAAUGGGGGAGAGCAAGAUUCACAGCAAGGGUCAAAGGCCUCUUUUGGAUAGAAAGACCAAACGACAAAUAUUUUUUUUAAAAAUGGUGUGAAUACUAUGUAUGCCUCAUAAUUACCUCAGAUAUAUUGUAAACUGUCCUGUGAUCCUUGGAUGGAGGGCAGUACAGUGGUACCUCGGGUUACAUACACUUCAGGUUACACACUCCACUAACCCAGAAAUAGUACCUCGGGUUAAGAACUUUGCUUCAAGAUGAGAACAGAAAUCGUGCUCCAGUGGCGCGGCGGCAGCAGGAGGCCCUAUUAGCUAAAGUGGUGCUUCAGGUUAAGAACAGUUUCAGGUUAAGUACGGACCUCCGGAACGAAUUAAGUACUUAACUCGAGGUACCACUGUAUAGUAUUCUUAUUAUUUAUUAUUAGUGAUGAUCCUGAAGACUCACAUUUGUCCUCUCCAAAUGGUGAAGGGGAAUGUGUAAUUCUUUUUCUUGACAUAUUAUACCAGGAGAAGCAGAGUUGGGCCAGUGGAGGGAGGGAUUCAGAUACAGAGUGACCAGUGUAAAAUGUCUUUAGAAGUAAUCAACCCUGCACAGGCCCAAACACAUGGUUCCAUUUCCUAGGCAGUAACAUCAAAUUGCAAAUGACUAGGACCAUAAUACACAGCACAGAAGAUGUGGAAGGUAAAAAGAACAACAUAGGCUGCAAUCCUAAUCCCACUUCCUUGAGGAUAAUUUCCAUUGAAUAAGUAGUUGUUAGGAUUGUGUUGCAAAUUCUCUUGAACUCAGUGGGACUUACUUCUGAGUAGACAUGUAUAGACUUGUCUUGUUAAUAUCUGGCGGACAUCUAAUCCAUUCUGCAAUAUAAAGUUACAAGGUUUGAGCAGCGGUGGACCUAAUUUGGGGGGGGCUGAAGCUUGAACUGUUAUGGGGGGGAGGCCUUCACAGCCAGCAAAAAGUUUUUUUACUUUGGAAAAAAGGUGGGUAAUGAGGGGAACAUGAUAGCAGAACUGUAUAUGACAUGAUGUAUGAUGUGGAGAAACUGGACAGAGAGAUGUUUCUCACCCUCUUGCAUAAUACUUAAAGCCAGAGUCAUCCAAUGAAACUGAAUGGUGGGAGCUUCAAGGCAGAGAAAAGUCCUUGUUGACGUACCACAUGGAGUCCAGCUCUCUCACCCUAUGUUUGGAGGAAUUCCCUCCUAAGAUGGUUCUUCCCAUUUACAGUUUUUAUAAGUAGUUGUUUUGAUUUUUAAAAAACAAAAAACGGGUGCCCCUAAUAUAUUGGCCCACAAAUUAUUAUUUUAAAAUGUUCUAGCUGAUAGAGCCAACCAAUUACCUAAUUAACUAAAGACUGAUGCCCUAAUAGUUGCAUACUUGCUUAAGAUGAAAUCCUAACUCUUUGAUUUAUUCCUCAUAAACAUGCUGGUAUGUAUCAUGUGUCAUCUUUGGCCAUGACCCAGCACAGAGUGAAAUGCACUUAAUCCCACUGAUUUCUUUCAGCAGGUUUAAGUAUGCUUAAUUCUGUGUUCAAUGGUAGUUUGGUAUUUAGCAUGUUGAGUUUUUAAUCAAGGCACCCUUGUUUCUCUUUCAGAUAUUAUUCCCCUGGAUAUUCUGAAGCACUUCUGGAAAGGGUAGAAAAUUAUCAGCCAGUUCUAUAAACCCUUCAUCAUUGGUGACAGAGCAUUCCGCAUCCCCCUAUUUCCAAUCUGUGUUUUUGAGUGGCAAGUGACUAUAUUUCUAGUCUGGGAGAUAUUUAACUUUCUAUAUUCUUCUGUUCCCAAUCAAUUAUGACAACAGGAAGACAUACCCUUUCCAUCUUUAAUCUACACUUGGUUUUCUGGAAACCUUACCUAAGAACAAAGACUUUUACACUCCUGUGUUAAGAGGCCUGCAUUUCUCAGAAGUUAUUGAGGACCUGAAGGGGCCAGUGCUCUUCCCGGAUAUACCUGUGGUCUUCAGAGCAGUUUGUCCAAUCAGGUCCUUAAGACAAAGAAUAGAAUGAGAGGAUUACAGCCUCAUCCAAUAAGCACUGGACCAACAUAGCCUUUGUUCAUUUCAGCAGGGAGGUGCAGAUUGAGAUUACCCAGUCCAAGUAGGAAUUGUCUUCAAAUGAACAAACAAGUGGCAAACUACUUUCUCACCCCACUUCUUCACUGACCCCUGUACAUAAGUACUCUUUCCAUGGCACCUUGAAGAACCAAGGUGCAACUGGCAAAUUGAUGGGUAUUUCACCUUUCCACCCCCCCUCAAAGAUACAGUUUUUGUCUCUGUAAACUUUUAGGAGUGUAUUUCAAAAGAACUGUGAUUUGGGUAACAAAGUGUUUGAAAGGAUAGGUGGUGAGUGAUUAAAGGGAAACUGAAAAUAAGCAUGCCAUUGAAUUUUACUUGAAAAUUUAUCAACUCCGGAAAGAGAGAAUGUUUAAAAUAAUAUUUAAAAAUUGUACCUUGGCAACUUUCCACAUACUCAAAAUGAUAGCACUGGAUACUAACAAAUAAAACUACAUACUAAGUCAAACAGAAUGUAUAUGACAAUUUCCUUCAGCCAACAUGCGUUUUUUUUCUUUUGUG